Podarcis lilfordi (Lilford's wall lizard) is the source of this 87293-nucleotide messenger RNA. The record is from the annotation of a GenBank genome assembly. Lineage: Eukaryota; Metazoa; Chordata; Lepidosauria; Squamata; Lacertidae.
CGGGGGCGGAGCCUGGGGAGCCGCGUUUUGCAUCGGGAGCCGGCGGCAGCGGCGGAGGAGGCGGCGCUGGCACUUGACCGGAGGGUCUCCUUCGGGUCCGCUGCCCUGUAGUGUGUUUCCCCCCUCACCCUGCCCCACCUUCGCGGCCGCCAUGUACCGGGCCCUGUACGGCUUCCGCUCGGCCGAGCCCAGCUCCCUGGCCUUCGGCGCCGGAGAGACCUUCCUGCUGCUGGAGCGGAGCAACCAGCACUGGUGGCUGGUGACCCGGGCGGGCUCCGGGGAGACGGGCUACGUGCCGGCCUCUUACCUGCAGCGCCUACAGGUCAGGCGGGGGGCGGCGGCGGGGGCAGGGGGGCGAGGGAGGCGGCGGCGGCGGCGGGGACGGCUGCCUCGAGGGGGGCGCGGCGGGGCUCCGGCCCCUUCCUCCUCCUGCUGCUGCUGCUCCCCGUCUGCCAUGGGUGGGAGGUGGGCCUUGCGCCCGUGUCCCCCCCCUCUUCCAGGUGUGCAAAGCACAGGCACGCAGCUGGUCCUGGAGGGUUUUCCAGGCGCAGCCCAUAACUUCGAGGGAAGGAGGCCAGUCCGGAUCUGCCUCGCGCGCCGCUCGUGUUUACGACUGCUUCGCUCUCCCGCGCACACCUUUUUGUCGCUGCGUAGGUCCAUGGGGCAGGAAGGUGCACCUGGCCAGGGCUUCCUAGUGCCGCCUAUGUAGCCUGGGUGCAGCUCCGGGCACAGAAGAAGCACUUCGGGACUGUGGAAGGAAGGGGCAGAAGCGUCCCCCACCCCCGGGGGCUUUGCUGCCUUUAGAGAGCUGCUGGGCACCCGGUGAGAAUGGUGCGCGCACCUUCUGGAAAGUUGGGCGGCACUGGCCUCUGGGUCUCGGCGACGCCGUGCCGCUUUGAGUUGUGUCAAGUGGCGCAGGGCCUGCUCCGAGGAGAUGGGCUGCUUGGCGUGUCUCACAUGGUGUGUUGACAGGGUAGGGGUCAAAUGACAAGACUCCUGAGACUUGAAGGUGACUCUGGGCUAGAGAGAGAGUUUCUCCUUGCUAAAGGAAGCCUCACUUUACAGUGCUUCCUAGUAGUGACUGUGUCACUUAGGACCUCUCCAUUUCAGAUCCUCUUCAAGGCUCUUUUGCGGAUGUUUGUCCUUGGUUUGUCCCUCAGUGGCCUGGUAUUGCUCUUGCCAUGCACUUUAAUUGACUGUGAUUUCUUAUAGUUGGACCAGGCAAGUGGUUAAAAAUAAAAAGAAUAUUUUGCAAAUCUUACAUCAGUAUCUGCUCCUAGUGUGCCAAAAGGAGGGGAGGAGGCAUUUCUCAUUACUUCCAAAUAUCGCUAAGUGAGAUGGAAACUGAUGGGGAUUGGUACAUAGGGAGAAAUGAAAAUAUGCAGUCUUUCUCAAGUAGCAAGGAAGAAAAACAGGUGCAGAAUGAAAGAUGGGAUAGUACUGUAUAUCAGAUGAGGUGCACCCUAAGAUGCUUAGCCUACACCUGCUUCUCAUUGCCCAAGGGAUGUGAUACAUGCAUUUGGUCCUAACUUUCACACUAGAAAGUCAAGCUCUAAUGUGGGCACGUUCAAGGCUGAGUUGCAUACAACCCAAGGUAUUCAUGGUAUACUGUAUUCAGAAACUGAUGGGGGGGGGGGGAGCUAACACACACUCCUUCCCUUUAUCUCUAGUGUUUGCAAAUCCAAUGACCCAUCUUUCACACCUGAUCUCCAUGAUCAGAAUAUAUAGUGCAUUGGAGCUCGAGUGUAUUGAUGUGGAUGAAAUGUGAAGGCAUUUGUAAUGCGGAAAAGGAAAAGGAAAAGCUAUGUGGCAGUUACUCCCAAAGGGAGCCUAUGUUGGAUGAUAGCCAUUACAAAGGAUUCAGAGCUCGACUAAUGCAUAUAUUUCUUGAUGUUUAUGUAUACAUGUGUGUGUGUGUGUGUGUAUACGUACACACACACACAAAAUCAGGCAGCUGUUUAGAAAGUAUAUCUGAAGCUGGCUUUCUGUGUCUACUGAGAAUACUGUGACUCCCUGAAUGCAGAGGAGAGCAGCAGUGGUUUCAAACCUCCUUGUAAUGUGGAUUAUAAUAGAGAGAGGCUAAUAACAGGCCUGUCCAACUACUGAUGAAGGGGCCAGACGGCUAAGCCUGAGCAAAUGUUGUAACAAUAGUGGCAGUAAUUAUAGCCAAGUCAGACAUGUUAGCAAUUAUGGAAAGUGAAAGAACAGAUUGCUUCAGCCCAAAUAGGAAUCAGAGUGAUGAGUGAAAACACCCUCCUCUCUAGUGUGAGGGUGUAUUUAGUGGAGAAUUCCUAGGGAUAGCAUAAACAUUGAAAUGUGAAUUUGCUUUGAAACAAACACAGCUUGGCUUAAAGCAUUUAGUUCUAAUGCUAGAAACUUGAACUUGUGCCUGAAGCAGCUGCAUAAAGAAACCAUGCUUUUGUGCUUAAUAGUUAUAAUUUACUUACUUAAGAGUCAAACUAGAGGUGAUGUUUGUCACAUAGUUUACUCUUGCAUCGUUGAUUCCCUCCCCCAUAUUUGGGGUGGGGGGUAGCCUCUUUUGGAACAGGCGUGGAAGAAGCGGAUCAUAAGUCUCUAACCCCAACCAUUGUCCUAACCUCCCUCACACUUGCCGUUUGCAGUGGGAGAAACACUCCCCUCUACCAAUGAUGGGAGGAUGCAACAUACUUCAUUGUAAUAUUUUAAUGCACAUAUGAAGCUUCCAAAUUUUUGAAAAUGCGAAAAUCCCCGAGUUCCCUCCCCCCAAACCCCCACAGCAUGUUUACAAGGCCCUAUAAUGUUUAGAACACACUUGUGUCUUAAUAUAGGCAAUUAAUUAGUGUGCAAAUUUUAAAGAAAUUGUGUCUUAAAACAGGUCCAUGACUCAUCAGAAGCACUGGCCUUUGUGCUGUUCAGGCUUCCCUAUGUUUCAGUUGCUUAUUUUUGAAAAGGCCUCUUUUGCUUCAGUAUCUGCCUGUCUGCCAAGAGAAAAAUGGGGCCAGUGUAAGGAUGGUGAAGCCUUGCCCCUUCCUAUUAGUGGUCCUGCCACAUCCUGCCAACACAUCCCUCUGUGGGCUGGAUAAAGUGGAUAUGUGGGGUUGGAGCUGAUGUAAACCAGCCCUGUCUGCUGUCCCAUGCUCCUUAUUUACAUUGAUGUGGACCUAGAACUUGUAAGUCAUUAGAACUUGUAAGUCAUAUUAAUUCAUGCUCCUUACUUCACGGGUAGCAUUUUAUAUUAUGUUGUGUUAUGUGAAGAGCUCUGAAGUAAAUGGGACAACCAUGACUGGUUAUGGGAAGUUGUGCUUUCAUCAUACAAUAUUUUUCGGCAACUGCUUUAUAAUGGAUAUUGGUCUGGAGCCUGUCAUUAAUUUAAUGUCCUGUCAGAAAGUACCUGAAACAUUUGUUUUUUGAACCUUGCCUGGUGCAUGAUUAUAGGAGUGUGUGCAAGAGAGUAUGCAGGGGAACAGGGAGCAGAAUACAUUCAAAACAGUAGACUGCACACUGACCUCUGCAAACAGCUUGAUGCCAGAAUUCCAGUUUUGUAUCAAAAAACUGAAAGGAUCAGACUGCAUUGGGGGUGCGAUCUUCAUUGAUGAUGUGAGGGUGGGAGAGAACAGUAUUUUUUUUUUAAUAACCAAAUUCAGCCAAACAGGAGUAGGGCAUUUUGGAAAUAGCUUCAAGCAUUUUUAGAAAUAACUGCACAAAAAAAGUUGUAUGUGGCGCCUUCCAUAGGGAGAUGCUGAGUUCCCUGGGGAGACAUAAAUGCCUCUCAUGGAGCAAAAUGCCAGCCUAUCCCCUGUCUAUGCAUGCAGUUGAGGAUCAGUGUCUCAAACUUGUAUUUAGCAAGCAUUUUCUUCUUCCAGCACCUUAAAAUGCAUUUUUGAGUCCAUCUUUUGCCAUCUUUUUGUCUGUAUACAGAAGAAAAAUAACUAAUGGACUAACUCAUCCCUUCUGGUUUAGGGAUACUCUGUAUUGGUUUUUAAGAGGAUUUGCUUUUUGAGCAAUCCAGAGAAGUGAACUCCCAACUAUGGGAGUUAUGCUUUUGAUGAUCAGUUUCUUUCCAGGUUAAAUUGCCAGCAUCUAUAGCACAUACUCAGGGACGCGGUUGGUAAAGGUAAAGAUACCCCUGCCCAUACGGGCCAGUCGUGUCCGACUCUGGGGUUGCGUGCUCAUCUCGCUUAAGAGGCCGGGAGCCAGCGCUGUCCGAAGACACUUCCGGGUCACGUGGCCAGCGUGGCCAGCGUGAGGAAGCUGCUCUGGCGAGCCAGCACCAGCGCAGCGCACGGAAAUGCCGUUACCUUCCCGCUAUAAAGCGGUACCUAUUUAUCUACUUGCACUUGGGGGUGCUUUCAAACUGCUAGGUGGGCAGGAGCUGGGACCGAACGACGGGAGCUCACCCCGCCGCGGGGAUUCGAACCGCUGACCAUGCGAUCGACAAGUCCUAGGCACUGAGGUUUUACCCACAGCGCUACCCAUGCGGUUGGUGCUGUGUUCUAAAUCACAGAGCCUAGGGCUUGCCAAUCAGAAGGUUGGUGGUUCGAACCGCCGCAAUGGGGUGAACUCCUGUUGCUUGGUCCCUGCUCCUGCCAACCUAGCAGUUCGAAAGCACAUCAAAGUGCAAGUAGAUAAAUAGGUACCACUCUGGUGGGAAGGUAAACGGCACGGUGCUGCUCUCGUUAGCCAGAAGCAGCUUAGUCAUGCUGGCCACAUGACUGGCUCCCUCAGCCAGUAAAGCAAGAUGAGUGCCGCAACCCCAGAGUCGUCCGCAACUGGACCUAACGGUCAGGGGUCCCUUUACCUUUAUAGCACAUGCUCUGUUCUUCAUAACACACUGUUUUCUCUUUUGUUGUGUUCAAGCACCAGAAACCUAGCUCUUCUGGUUGUUCAGUAACUUGCUGUUAAUUUAGUUGUGACUUUUUUCCCCACACCAGCCUAAAGACAUUUCUCCCAUGAGUUCAUUCUGGUAGGUACUUACAGUUGAGUUUAGCUAGCCUAAUCAUAGCAUCCUGUAUUGUAGAAUAAUUAGCCACUGAUUUCAAGGAUUUGCUAAGUUAUCCAUCUAUCGAUUUUCAAUCAAAACAAGGUUUAUUUUUUAAAUUGCUGUAGCAUAGCUAGGCCUAGUGAGCCCAAGGCUUCAAUUGCUAGGAGACAGUGUUCUGGUUGUUUACAGUGACCCGAGCAGGAGGUUUCCAGUGUCUUGGUGACUGUAGGACGGCAACCUCUGUCCCAAAUAUUUCUGAGCUGCUUUCUAACUUUCAGUGUACGUCUAUUGCUUCCAGUUUGGUGGUGAUGCAAGUGUUGAUGGAUCGAAGAUGCCAAUAAUAAUAUUUGGAAAUGAACCAAAUCUUUUAUAGAAAACCCGUGUACAAAAGAGUAGCUUAAGGGUUCAAGAGCUGUCUGUUCUUGAGUCUCAUUUAAUAAGUGCAUUGAUGCUAAUUAGCAAGAUGCUUAAAGGUAAUUUAUGUUGCCACGCUCGCUGCAAGAACAUUGCAUCAAAUGAUAAGUGACAGUGUGUUGAGACGAGAGAGGAUGUGUGGUGCCAAUGAGAAUCACUGUUGCAAAAAGUAACCCAGCAGCGAACUUCAUUAAUAAUGCAGUCAGGUUCCAGGUAAACUCCACAUGCUGCAAGAGCUACAGUCAGCGGAAGAAAACCUCCCUCAGCUGAUGGAACUUCCCAGUGGGAGUUAUGAACUGAUAUCACAGCAUGGCAAUUGAAAUAAUGUAAUUUAAAGUGGGAUCUCUGACUUAAAUUAAGGCAUUACACCUGUUAAUGCCACCUGCAUGUUUCCUUUGAGUUCUUCCAUCACAUCUUGGCUUCAAGGGGCAAAAUGCACAACCAGCUUUGUUUUAGAAAACGUUCUGCCAGGCUGUGUGAGUUUUCUCCAGCUUAGUGGUAUGUCAAGCUAUUUUUGUUCUGUGCAACUACAGAAUGUAUAGUGCUUCAGUGCAAAAUGGGGCACUGCUAGGGUUUUACUGUUGACCUGGUUGUAAAGAGCAGCUUGAGAAUUUGAGGGUCAUAUCUGGUGAAACCUAGAACACCAAAGGGUUAUUGAUUUCAGCUGCAAGUGCAUAACCUAUUAAUCCCUGUCCCUACAGGUUACCUGGAACAGAUGUCCAAAUCCAUCUUUUCUCUUGUCUUAUCCCCUACCAUCUUUCUCUUCAGUAAGAAAUGCCAGAUUAAUUCAUGCAAGAGUCCAAUUCAGUUUUACUUUGGUGAAUUGUUUUUCUCAUGUUCAGGAUCUGUCACAACAUAUUUGAACCGAAGAAGCUAGCAGUGAUCCUGGGCUUCCUUUUUUGCCUUCCCCUUGAAAUUGUGGCUUGAGUCACCUUGAGCGUGUUUCCUGACUGUGUGGCUAUUAUAGUCAUUGUCAUUUUGAACACAGAUGUAGAAAGAGACAUAGUGGUAAAUGAAAGGUCCUUUUAAGCCAGGAAAUGUGUUUAAAUUCAUGAUGCAGAUUUUAAGUUCUUGGGCACAGAAUUUGUUUGAAUUUGCAUCCAUAGUGUUUUUACUCGCAUGGGGACGGGACGGGACAGCAGCUUCCAUGAAGUUGUGUCAACACCACAAAGAUCUGGUAAACUGCUUCUUACUCAGCUGCAACGAUAAUGGGAGAGUUUAAUGUAAGCAAGCCUUCAGUGCCUAGAGUUUUGGAUACAGGAUCUGAGGUCAGCUACACUGUAGGGAACAAUGACUCGAACAGGUGCUACAGCUGAGAGGUAUGAGAAGCGCACCUGACAGCAUCAUCUGGUUAAUUGCUUGGAGUUACUUGAGAGUCCCUAGUAAGUGCUGCCAAUAGUUUAAUGCAAAGCAGAUGUUGUGGUAGGAAAACCAGCCUAUGAACUUCACAGUGUCUGACUGAACAGGAGGAUGCCAGUUGUUUGAAGAUCUCAAGAGUGUAAGAGUGAUACUUAAAGAGGUUGUGAACAGCAAAAAAAGUGUGGUGGCUACAAUGGAAGCUUUCAUCUGAGGCAGAGAAUAAUUUAUUGUAGAUAGAAGAGUGAAGUUUUAUAUGGAGUAAUAAAAAAAAUCAAUUUAAAAGCUUCCUCAGGAGAAAGGGAUUUAUUCUGUGUGUCAAGGAAGUGAAUAGUUGCUGAAUAGGAAAGAAAGCCCAAUGUAACAAAUGAGGGCCUUAUGGUUAGGUUAAACAGUCCAUACAUUAUCUUAAUAGUAAAACAUGUAAUCACUUAAUGGGAAUCUGGAUCUCUUCCAAGUUUCAGCUUUUAGACCAUAAGGGUUUGGAUUGCACCAUAGCUGUACAGGAUCUUUGUCAUCAAAGAUGAAAGUGAGAACAAUAUUGCCUCUAUCUCUGCUGUUGAAAUCAUGACACAAAAAAAUAACAAUUUAUUAUCUGUUGCUGUAGGACUGUUGUCUUCUGUCUUUGAGAGUGAGAUGAGGAAAAGACUGGCUCAGCUGUCACUGUAGCCUGUUUAUUCAGUUGCGGGAAAUGGUCUGUGAAAUAUUAAUCUGUUUUGAAACCCUCAUACGUGCAAGCAGGCACAUGGGUAACCAGUUGCAGCACGGCUACAUGGGUAGAGCUCAACAUGACCAUGAGCAGCUCAUCAGGCAGGUUGGAUGGAUUCCAGCCAUGGCAGUGCAAUUCCAGCAAAAAAUAAAAUAAAAAAAUGGGGGGGGGGUUGCAUUGACAUGGCUAAUCUAUAUGAACCAUGUAGAGAGCUUCUCUUACAUAUGGUUCGCUACAUGUAACUGCGCCCUUGCUGUGGCUUUAUUUAAGAGCACUUGUUACCAGCUUAAUAUCACAAAAAAUCUCUUAAGUGGCAUACAAAGCUCAGAAUAUAGAACAGUAUAAAACCAGGCAUCCCACAUCAUUGUAAUAAUGGGUAAAACACAAGUCACAAUUGUCAGGUACAGGGGUCCAGUUUCAGCAACCAAAUGCAGAGGUCAGGGAAAGCGUGGGGAAAGAAAUAUGCCUUUUAAAGAUCUGUAAAACACAACAGAAGUAUGGCAGAAGGAAGAGCAUUUCAAAAUGCAAGGGCACAAUAGCCCAUAGGACUUGUUGCUACAAGUAAGAUCUCAGAUGAUUGAAGUGAUCUAUCUAUGGGCAGGCAGUCUUUCAGGUACCCUGGCCUGAAGUUGUUUAGGGCUGUAUAUGUCAACAGCAAGACAGCCAUGGACCAAUGGAUGAAUCGGAUCUGUCUUUUGAGCACUGUGGUUUUUCGUUGUGGCAGGUUAAUUCAGACUUUUAUUUCAUGUCAAACUCUGAGCAUUCCAUGCAACUGAUUGUAGAAAGGGUCUUUAAAGGAUGAGUGGUGAGGACAGAGCAAUGAGAACACAGCAGAUGAGUCAGGGCAGGAGGUUAAGGAUAAUGGCCAACAGAAGAAGCAGUGCAGGAAUGGGGAACCUCCAGUUCACAGGCCAGACUUGACCUGCCAGGAAACCACACCCGCCUGCCCUAUACCUGAAAUCAGGUGUGUGGCAGGUAACUGUGGGGCUUCAAAGAAAAUGGGCUACGUAGUUGCUCCAUGGCUGGAGCAAGGUUCCUUUGUUGGAAUGUGCCUUGCUCAGCAAGGAGAAACAGUAAAUAUUCUGUUGGAACUGUGUCUCCCUCUCUGCGCUUUGAAGCCUCCCUGUGCUUCUUUCCAUCCCCACCGUGGUGGUCAAGGAACAACUGUGCUCCCAAAUGUUCUUUUGCAGUGGGGUUUCAUUUGGUGCUGGAUCCAAUCCCUGCUGAAAGCAGUGGGACUUGCAUUUGGUGCUAAAUUUAAAAAGGACUGAGUGCAUGCUUCACUGCAAAGGGACAACUGGGAUGAUACUCUCAGCUGCGCCCUCCCAGUUGUUCUUUGGCAGCAGGGCUUGCAGUUGUCACUGUUUAAAUUCAGUGCUGAAUGCAUCUCUUCCACACCCCAUUGCUUUUGGCAGGGAUCGGGUCCACCUUAAGCCAGGUGAUUGGCAGGUGGGCAGACCCCACCCACCUGUCAGAGGUGGCCCACAGAGGGUCGGCCUCCUGGACAAAAGUGGUUUCUCCUUCUAGGAGUUAAGGAAGUGCACAAGUCUAAAAAAAUACAAGCCAUUCUGUUUAGGUGGCUUCCUGCUUUCAGUGAGUUCUCAUUGGAACGGCCUGUGUUCACGUGCUCAGGCUGGUUUGCUGCUUGAACGCUGCUUCCAGUCUUUAGUGUUGUAUCCUUCCUCGUGUGAGUUCUCUUGUCCUUCCCCCAGCAGUAUUGACCAAGUUCAAGGGUUAAUCUUGCACUAACCUUAUCCGUGGUUAAUGCUACCGGAGUUCCCUCUGUAAGCAGAGAUUGAAACCAAGACAUGAACCUGGUUUGCAAACCAUGGUUAAAAGGGAACCUAUUUAGCAUAAAGCAUGCUACUGUAAGUCUUCGACUGUACCUGUGCACCUCAGAGUACCUUGGGCCUUUAUUGGACUGACCUCUGAGUAGAAGUGGACAGGAUUGCACUGCACACUGAGAAUGCAACUACAAAACGCUAGCCAUGGGACUGUGUGCUCCCUACCCCAACCCAUUUAUGCUUACUCUGGUGACUAGAUUUCUACAGUUGUAUUCUCAGUGUGCUAAACUUGAAUUUGCAGUGAAAUGGUGUGGAAGGUCUACUGUUUCUUUUGAUUGGACACUUCUUCCAGUCUGGGAAUAGGAUUUUUAAUUGCCUAGGUUCACUCUCUAGUGUGAUUAAUACUGGGUUAUUUUAAGCCAUGUACAAUGGAGCUAAUACUCCCUCUCUCAGUGGACUAGAGGAUUUUUGUGACAAAGGAGGUACCACUGCAAUGCCAAUUUUAAAAGGAGCUGUUCUCCUAGUUUAUUAGUCUAAUUUCGAGUCUUCUCUUUAGAGAAAACAAAGGCAUUGCCCAUGGAUUAUAGCAAGGUUUGUAGCUUCUUCCUUGCUCUGAUCUCCCUGCCUUAAUCAAAGCCUCUGAGGAUCAAGCUCAGUUCUGACAGCUCUAUUAUGCUGGCAGUUAAAACCUUUGUUGCUUUACAGUGCUAAAGAGGGCAAAAAUAGCUACCUUAGUGGCUCUGGCUAAAAUUGCAAAGGCAGGCAUUUAACAGUCUUAGAUCAGGUGAAGCUGAGUAAGACCAGGUGGUGUUCCUUCCUCCUUUGAGGCUACAAGAGCUAUGUGCAGAAUUGGCCUGAUGUCCUGCUGCAAAAACUUGCUCAUACUUACUCGGGAGUAAAUUCCACCGUGUUCUGUGGGCUUGCUUCCAGGUUCGUGUUCAUAGGAUUGGAACUCCAGUGCAGUAAAUACUUAUGAAAGAUUUUCUUCGAUAAGCUUCUUUAUCAGUUUCUGCAGAAUUCUCUAAAUGUCAGAUUUAGUGAUUAUCACUGAAUCUCAGUGCUAUAUUUUGUUUCUUAUUAUAGAGCCAUAGGAACAGCACCACGGCUCAGGCAUCUUGUUUGUCCAGCAUUAACAAAGUCUGAAAAUCCUAUUUUUCCAAAACUGAGGGUUUGUCCUUUCAGUACGUGUAUAAGGUUUGGCAUGGGCAUCUGCUUCAUAAGGGAUGUAGGUGGCCAGUGUGUGCUUUUGUGUGUGUGUGUGUGUGUGUGUGUGUGUGUGAGAGAGAGAGAGAGAGAGAGAGAGAGAGAACGAGAACAGUGCUUUGUGUUUACAUGUGGGAGGAGGGAAAGGGGUCGCUGCAUGAGAGAAGGUGUUAGGAGUGAGGUGCUGCAUGUGUAUGUCAUUUGGUCAGGUCUAUUUCCCGUUGAAAAAUGUGUAUGUGUUUUCUACAUACCAUAUUUUCUCUCUCUCUUUUACUCUUACUCUUACUGUAUACUUUGUCUUGUGACUUCAGUUGUAGCCUCUGGGUUGACUCAUUCCUUGAGCCAUUGAAAUUCCUGCCAUGGAUUUACUUGAUCUGCACUCUGUGAUAAUAAUGGGCUACAUUCCAAAGUUGUUAUAAACUACUCUGUGUUAGCCCCCACCCCACCCCUUUGGGCCAAUGCACAAUACUGCAUUGCAAAAUUGUAUGCCGACUAUACUUCUGGACCAAAUGACAAAUGAUGAGCAAAACAAAGAGGCAAGGUGGGGGAUAAUUAAAAUGGCCUACAUUUUACAGGGCUGAUGUAAAGUGAUUUCGACACAUAAAAGUGCAGUAUAUAAGUAUUUAUAAAGCCACAGUGAUGUUAAAUCUUUCUACUUUAAAGAUGGCUCAUGUGAUUCUGUGAAUUGUUUUCAAAAACAAGAAAUUGUAGCAUUAUAAAACCUCUAGUUUUAAGACUUCAGACUCUUACAGAUUCACACAUGUACAAAAAAAUCACGGAAAUUUCAAGUUAAAGGAAGAACCUUAAGUUGUAUGUCAUGCAAGCAGCAAGUACUCCAUACGUACACUCAUUCUUGUUCUGUGCACACUUACAACUACUUUCCUUUGUCUUUCAGCCCCAGGCCCCUUUCUCUGCUUAGGGGAACCACUGAUACUUGCUCUCCCAGCUCCAUGGUCCCAGUUCAGAUUGGCUCUGAUGGCUGCUCUUAUUUGGCAAAAUUUGAAAAGAUGGAAGAUUCAUUCACAGAUCUGUGGUCUCUCUUAUUUUGGCAUUUAAGAUACAGUGCAGGCUUUAUUCAAUCGUGGUUCUGCACAGUUGUUCCAUGCUUGUAAACAUUUAAUUUUGACAUCAUAUUAUAUUUAGCUAAAAGAUAGCUAGGUGUAGCCUUGGUCUCCUGUUACUAGGAUGAUAAAAGCAGCAGCUUGAACUGGAGGAAGCUCUUCUGAAAGUGACAGCCCUUUAUCAUAAUAUGUUUUACAAAUGAAUAGCUUAUUUGGAAAAACUAAACAAAUGGAGAACGAAUGCAGAAAAUGCAUCACCUGGCUUAUUGGUAAGUUUUCAAUUCCUUACAGUUAAAAGUAAUGAUACAAAAUGUAGUAGCAAACGUUGAAAAUAUGUUGAUGGAAAGUUUAACAGUUGGGGUGGCAGGGUUGGGAAAGGAGAUAUGAACAGAGGAGCUAAAAUAUUCUAGGCCAGAAUAGCUGAGGUUCCCUUUCUCCCUGUCUUCAUACAAGAAUAACCUGGCAUGCAAUGAAUCGAGAGUAAAUACUCUGCCAACAAGCAGUCUGUGAAAUUCACACCCACAGCAUAUUGCUGAGGAUAUAUAUAGGAAUAACACUGCUGCUUUAAUAAAAUUGUGAAGAUAAGCAUUUGUUUUUGUGUUCCAGAGUGCCUGCCACAAGGUUUUCAAGCAAGCCAAAGUUCCUCUAAAUAUCUACCACACUUGCUCUUGAACUGCAGGAUUGGGCUAUUUUGAGGGGGGUGCUUAAGAAGACCCUUGAUGGAUCAGAUCAAAGACUUACCUGGUCCAGCACCCUGUUGUCAAAAGUUGUCAAACCCAAAAAUCUUGGCAGUUUAUUGCCAUGGUGAUGUUUAGUCUGAACUCGUUGAUAUAUUCGGCUAUUAUGCUGUUAAUUGUUUUUAGUUUUUCAGGGGGCAUUGAAAUGGUUUUUUGGGGGGAGGUUGUAUUUUGAAAUAAGGGUGCUGUGGUGGUUGUAAUGGUCUUUGGCUAAAAGCAAUAAAAGCGUAUUAACCACAACAAACCAGAAUGGAGGGGAGGGGGAUAUUUCCUUCUGCCUGUUAGAAUAGCAAAGAUACUCAGUGGGAAUUUUAUUUGAAAUUAGAUUGAUCAGUUGCUAUAGUUAGCUUCCACUAAUUACUAUAGCUAUACAGUAUUUUUAUUGGAAAUCCCAUUUUUGCACCAUUCAUAGUAAUUAAAGUUUAUAAGCUAAUGAUUUUUGGACCUUUUAAGGUGAAUAUGGAUAGACUGUGCUCAUUUCUGGCACUUUGAGCAGAAAUAAAUUGAAGCCUUGGUAUUGAAUAAAAUUGACCACCAUGCUUGGAUUCCCAAGUUUGAGUGACGUUGGCAAUCCAUUGUUCACAGAUUCUGUCAGGCGAUGCCUCUGCACAAACAACUCUUCACUUAUUCAGACAGCAUAGCACUGGAGCAUGCUAGGGAUGUGUAAACCUCUUUACAGAAUUUGCUGUGAUGACAUCUGUCAUCCAGUGUUGCCCUGAUCACACAAGUUGACCUCUCCCUUAAGCAGUUGCAGAAGAUUCAUUUUGAAACAGGUUUCAACCCAGUCUAGAGCUGUGGGGCUGGGUUAGAAGCACUCUAUAUUCACUCCAAACACUUUCUCUUUAAAGGUUAUGCUCAGAAAAAAAGGUUAUUUUAAGUCUGUGGCAUUGGCCACCAUACAUGGUUCUGAUUGGUUGCCAUUCUAUGAUGUCACCAAGACCACCCACCCUCACAUUCAGAACGUCUAGAUAAUGAGGGCAUAAAUGUGCAUGCAGCACUUAAAAAAAUGAAACAGGCAGAAUAUGGGGAGCAUGUGGAGAAGAAUAAAAGUCAGCUUCAUUGUUUGCAAGGCUCAUCCAAAUUGCAAAGCAAGGGUGAAGCCAAGCUUAUCUAUGCCUAAGGUCAUGUUGUGAAUUCUUUUUAUAUUGGGCUCUGUCUUCAACUAGAGGGGUAAAGUCCACCUUGUGAGUUUUGAAAUACUACAUGUUUUGGAAAUGGGGAAAUGGGUUGAUGUCCUUUCUAAGUGUCAGCACAUUUGAAAGAUGUGUUCAUGCUAGCAGUCUGGUUUACUGCUAUAAUUACCCCUGGAAGUGGCUCUGCCCUGCAGAUUUAUCCUUUUUCAGUAGCAGAUGGGUGUUAAAGUAUCACAAAAAGCACCUAGCAGAAGUUUCAAGCAUGCUGGGGAUACAUGUUGGAAAACAAUUAAAGGGUGUCUGGAUAGAUAGAAAGUUCUGCAUUUGCAUUUUUCUGGACACAUAUACUUGUUGGGGCUUUUUAAAGAUAGGAAGCUGAAAGUAUUCUCUUUAUGCAAGGCAAUAUGAAUGGGACUUCUAUUGAUAUUGGGGAGGGGAGUAAAGACAGAUUCAGUGCACAUGGCAGAGGCAGUACAGACCACUCAGAAAUGUGCUUUUACUGCUGAAGUUAAUGUUAGGUUAGUCCACUGAUGUUUGAAGAGGUAAGUGUGAAUGUGUCUAAUUUUCAAUUUGGGCUCCCUUAGAGGUCUUUAGAGUACUUGACGGAUGCAUCUUGGUAUCUUAUUUUAGAAAAAUAAAAAUUCAAUAAUGCUUCUUUUCCUCGUGAGAUUGGGAAUUAAUGUCUGAGAAACCAUGAUAUGCUGAAUUGGAAUGGAAAGCACUAAAGAGAAAUACAGUUGCCAUUGGUACUAAUUGAAAUGAUUUGCAUUUGCUGACAUGUUGUGUAACAGCAGAGAUAAUUGAGCCAUACUAGAAGAAAAAUGCCUGUGUUGUGAGAAAUAGGGUUGCCCUAAGGAGAGGCUGAGAUGUAGGGUACUCUGGCUCUGAGCACAGGACAUACUGCAUAGUGCCCUAGUUGCAGCUAUAGCUAUUAUCAUGCCCCUUGAGAUAGCCAGCCAAUCUGCUUGCUUCCAAAUAGGCAUUCACUUCCAUUCAGCAGGUGUAAGCUGAGAAUCUCUCUCCUAUCCUUUACAGGAGCAAUACUUCAGGGUACUGCUUCCCACCUUAGCUUGAGGGAUCCCCGGAAAGAGCAAGGCAAGUGGUAGAGCAGCAGCUGAUCUGUGGCUUGCCUCACUGCAACUCUUAAAUGCUCUCUGUAAAUAGGAUUUUGCCAGUGGUCAUCAGAUCCACCCAUCAUGCAGGUGGAUCCCAGGUGCCUCAAACAGGAAAUAGUUUUCCCCUCUUAAACAGUCUACUGACAGUGCCCAUCUUACAUACUCUCUUGAGGCCAGUCACUCUUCAAGCAUGUAAUCCUUCGCCCUUUUAAGUCUUGCAUAGGUGCCAUACACAUUUGGCAGGAAUUUUAAAGACCAUCUUCACCGUUCUAUUUCGCUUCCUAGCAUCUCUCAUUAAACAAUCCCUCAUAGCAGGGCCUGGAAAAACCUUUAUCUGAGACUUCAGGUGCUGUUGGGGAAGACAAGACAUGACUGGGUUGGAUAAACCAUGGGUCAGACUUUCCAUAUCAAGCCACAACAUCAGCAUGUGUUUCCUUGGCUGCAUGUUUUGUCUCAAGCUACAAAGGUAGAGGGAUGUAUGUCUCUCUCUCUGUGUGUGUGAUGUUGCAGCACAAGUGUUGACACAUGGCUUGUGCUCAAACGCAUGUCCAAAUCAUGGAUGUUAUGGAACGUACUGGAAGGAUGCUUCAUUAUUGCAUGUACAUAGUUAACCUCUAUGCACAGCUAAAAUGAGGGGAUGGCCAUGCCCACAGGAUUAAUGUCAAAUAAAAUUAUGUUAAGGUUGUUCUUCUAGGGAAGGAGAAAAGGAGCCCUGUAAAGAUUUGGUGGGAUAGUUGGAGUUGUAUCUAGCUAAAUCAUUGGAUGCAUGGAACAACAUCCACAAGAAAAACAGAAUUUUGCUUCUGCCCUUUGGAGCAGAUUUGGGGGUGGGAAGGAGGAGAAGGGGAAGGUCUGUUGCACUAAUGGAAGGGAUUCUGUGCACAGUGAUCUCUUUGGAUCCAACCCAGAUCCUCUGAGCACAACCUCCAUGUGUGUAGUAGAAGAAUGGGAGUAACAGCAGAGGCUUGGUUAGAAAUCUAGUCCCUUAAAAAGCACUGAUAAGUAAGUAGAGAUCAUUUUUGCAAGCGUUGAUAUUUGGCAGUGGCUAUUCUGACCUUGCUGAUAAAGAAAUCCUUUAUAGGGCGUGUCAGUGUCUCAGACCUGGGCAAACACUUAGGCCUCUGUUUCUGUUGCAGAGACCAAUCUUUUCUCUUCCUCUUUUGGUAGAGUUUCAGUGUAAAUAAAAAUAAACAGAAUUUUUAAUAAUGUCUUGGCGCAGUUCCCGGUGAACAAUUUAAGCUUCAUUCUGUCUCUAGCUAAGAUUAUGUAUUCAGCAACUGAGCUGUCAGGGAGCUAGUAAAAGGAUAAAUCCUGAAGGAGUUUUGAAAAUUAAAUACAAAAUAGCCCUGAUACACAAUCAUAGUAUCAGUCUUCCAAAAAACAAACAAACUCCUUUCGUUCUCUAAACUUAAACACUGACACGAGUGGUCAGCAGUAACCCAAAUUACAUAGCCACCAGGUUGUGAAGGAUCCACAGUGUGCAAAGUAUUAAAUAGGUAAUUAUAUUAUUCUGUGAUUCCGGAGAGGCUUAAAUUGCAUCCUUUCUUCAUUACUGUAGCAAUUUCAGUUGUAUAAUUUGUUUUGCCACCAGAUGCAUUUUGAAUAAAUCGUUGCAAAUGCCAAGCAACCAUUUGGAGCCCCAUUGAUCCUAACAAACCCAUACCAAAUCCAAGAGCUUUCCUUUCUGAUAUAUAUGAUUAGGUUGUAUGUUUGGGAAGUGUGUUAGUGCCAGUGAAGGCAUCUUCAGAACUAGCUUGCUACAUUGCUGUGGAAAGUGCAGCAUCUUGCACAACGCCAUGUUAAACAUAUUUUAACUCUGCUCACGAACAAAUGCAGUAAAGCAACAAAAUAAAUCUGCCUGACAGGUGACAAACUAGAUUCCUUCUUAAAAUGCUGAUAAUCAAUAAAAACGAACCUCUUCUAAUCCAUUGUUGCUGCUAAAAUAAAACGGAGUACUUCAUUGUAAGUCAGAGAGGCGACUUAAACACUACCAAGAAAACACAUGUGUUUUCCCCUGCUAGAGACGGUUGCCAUCUGUCUGUUUUUGCUUUUGUUCUAGCUGUGGGUUGGAUCAAGUCUGGAGUCAUUUAAGCGUUUAAGAGUUGAAGUUAGUAUGAUGCAGGCAUCAUUUUCCGUGGUAAAUGCACUCAAAUAUAGGGCCCACCUUUAAAAUAAAAUAAAUGCAUUCCACAGGUGACCCUGGAAUGACUGAACAUGCCAGGAACAGUUUGGUAUCUUCAGCGUGUGUGAACUGUUAUGUUAUCUUCACUUAUAAUGGAUCUGUUAGCUUUCCUUUUGAUUCUCAUGGUAUGGUGCAAUGUGUUUCCAUUUCUAUAUGUGCUAGCACAUAUAUUUAGAAAAUGAUAGUUUAAACUCAACAAGAGUCUUGCUGGAUCAGGCCAAAGGACCAUUUAUCCAGUCUUCUGUGGCCAAUCAGAUGCAAGCAGUACUUCACCUGCAACGGCCCACUCUACGCUUGUGGUGUUCUCAGCAAGUGGUGUUCAGAGGCAUACUGCCUCCCACAGUGGAGUUGUUGUUGUUGUUGUUUAGUCGUUUAGUCGUGUCCGACUCUUCGUGACCCCAUGGACCAGAGCACGCCAGGCACUCCUGUCUUCCACUGCCUCCCACAGCUUGGUCAAACUCAUGUUCGUAGCUUCAAGAACACUGUCCAACCAUCUCGUCCUCUGUCGUCCCCUUCUCCUUGUGCCCUCAAUCUUUCCCCAACUUUAGGGUCUUUUCCAGGGAGUCUUCUCUUCUCAUGAGGUAGCCAAAGUAUUGGAGCCUCAGCUUCACGAUCUGUCCUUCCAGUGAGCACUCAGGGCUGAUUUCCUUAAGAAUGGAUAGGUUUGAUCUUCUUGCAGUCCAUGAGACUCUCAAGAGUCUCCUCCUGCACCAUAAUUCAAAAGCAUCAAUUCUUCGGCUAUCAGCCUUCUUUAUGGUCCAGCUGUCACUUCCAUACAUCACUACUGGGAAAACCAUGGCUUUAACUAUACAGACCUUUGUUGGCAAGGUGAUGUCUCUGCUUUUUAAGAUGCUGUCUAGGUUUGUCAUUGCUUUUCUCCCAAGAAGCAGGUGUCUUUUAAUUUCGUGACUGCUGUCACCAUCUGCAGUGAUCAUGGAGCUCAAGAAAGUAAAAUCUCUCACUGCCUCCAUUUCUUCCUCUUCUAUUUGCCAGGAGGUGAUGGGACCAAUGGCCAUGAUCUUCGUUUUUUUGAUGUUGAGCUUCAGACCAUAUUUUUGCUCUCCUCUUUCACCCUCAUUAAAAGGUUCUUUAAUUCCGCCUCACUUUCUGCCAUCAAGGUUGUGUCAUCUGCAUAUCUGAGGUUUCUUCCGGCAAUCUUAAUUCUGGCUUGGGAUUCAUCCAGUCCAGCCUUUUGCAUGAUGAAUUCUGCAUAUAAGUUAAAUAAGCAGGGAGAUAAUAUACAGUCUUAUCGUACUCCUUUCUCAAUUUUGAACCAAUCGGUCGUUCCAUACCCAGUUCUAACUGUAGCUUCUUGUCCCACAUAGAGAUUUCUCAGGAGACAGAUGAGGUGAUCAGGCACUCCCAUUUCUUUAAGAACUUGCCAUAGUUUGCUGUGGUCAACACAGUCAAAGGCUUUUGCAUAGUCAAUGAAGCAGAAGUAGAUGUUUUUCUGGAACUCUCUAGCUUUAUAGGCUUAUCCAGCAUGAAUCUGCCUUAAGCCCUUUAAAGGCCAGUCAGUUUUAUAGAAGGCACCAGCACCACUGGAAAUUGCUAUUGUACCCAGGUAGUUUCCUUUCAGUGCUAGGAAAGGAAAACACUUAAGUUUACAAAAUAAUAAUAAUAAAAAUAUUUAUGGCCCAGCUACUCUGGGCAACUUACAGCACAUAUAAAAACAUAGUAAAACAUCAAACAUUAAAAACUUCCUGAUACAGGGCUUCCUUCAGAUGUCUUCUAAAAGUUCUGUAGUUCUUUAUUUCCUUGACAUCCUAAGGGAGGGCGUUCCACAGAGGGUGCCACUACUGAGAAGGCCCUCUGCCUGGUUCCCUGUAACUUUGCUUCUCGCAGUGAGGGCAACAAGACACAUGUGGACAGAAAUGCUCAUGCUGUUAUGCCAUUGUGGUAUUUACUUAUGAGUCGAACUACUCCAGUUUCUCUCUUCUGUAGCCUAGCUAAUGUUCUUGCCUUUCUCCCGACUCCCAUUUAUGGCUUGCACGGUAGUAUCGUUUGGGUAGUGCAUGAGUACAUAGGGGCUAAGUACUCUGAUGUUUUGUUAGAGGUUUGUUUUAAAAGAUUGAGCUACAAGGCAAGCAAACACCAUGUACACACCUGACUUAUAUGUUACCUGGGUGCAUAACCUUACAUGGUCUCGUUUGCUAAGUAGUUUGGUGUAAGUGAUGGUGACAUUACAAGCACAUAAUGCAUUCGUUGCAUUUUUCUAAGUGAUCACCAGUUGAAUUCACAGAUGAAGAAACAUGGACUGACUCCCCUCCAUGGAAAGAGUUAAGUGUUCUGCCAUCAGUAAUGGUGAAAUUUUAUGAUUAUGGUUCUUUUGGUUGUCGAUCUCACCACAAAAUUGGGCAUUCUCUAGAAAGUUGACCCUGAGGGACUUAUACCUUAUUUAUUUGUGUACUUACUGGAGAGUUGCACAGCUAUAUCUCUGUCAUUAUGCCAUUCUUAAAUAACAUACUGUAUACUGUGUGGAUAUGUGCAUUUUGACAAAACCGUUUAUCAUAUCAAAUGUAUGUGAAGGCCCAUCACACAUGAAAUAGCUGUAUUCUAGACAUUUUUCUAGUCCUUCACACCAAUUUCCUCCUGUUCUCCUCCCCUUGUGUUAGCAGAGAUCCAUUUAAUAAGCAGUAUUAGAGAAGGUUAUAGCCUUUUGAAUUGUAGUAUCUUGCCUCUUGCAUUAUAGAAACCUAGGUGGUGUUCCUUAUAAAAUAUAAUGCUAGAUAUAAUAAAGGAUGAAUGCUUUUGGAGGUAACAGCUAUGUGAGUAGUAGAAAUUUAUUACUUACAGUGAUGACAUAAAUAUUCAUUCUUUCCUUAGCCUGUUGUUCACUGCUGUAUUUAUUCACACAGAUUUUAGUGUGAUGUUAAAAUGCUGCUAACCCUUUUCUUUGUUCUUUGGAUAUUUAAUACAUUUAUUUAUUGGUUGAAGCAUAAUUGGAUCUGUUCUUUUUUAAGCAAUGUACAAGAGCUUGCCCUAAAGUGAAGAGAAUGCAGACUACACAACAUAAAGUCUAUUUAAAGGCUGAAAGGCAGAACUUUAAAUUGCAGCUGAGAAAUUUUGAAGGAAGCUGUUUACAUCUCACCACUAUGCUAAUCUAUUGGGAAAUAUGAUAGACAGCCUUGCUUUUUCUACCCAAGUUAACAGGCUCCCACUUGAUAUUGGCUGUGGAAUUGUUGCAAACACUUUUAACUGCUUGUAACUCUUAAUGCAUCUUGUGUUUUUUGAGAGUAGACAACAAAUGGCAAGUGAAUAGCACAUAUUAGAAAAUGGUGCUUGCAAAAUGUGUUCUGAAUUAACAGUGAGCCAUAGGAACUUGCUGACACUUAUCUGAUCCUUAAAAAAUUACUUACUUAGAAGUAUUCCUCUCUGGUGGCUUGGAUAUCUGGGCAGUCCAUGUAUAUAUUUGAAUUUCACCUUUUUAAAGGCUUAGUAUAGGCUAAAGUAAAUUUAAACUGCUUGAAUAUGAAAACUCAUUAUACCAUCCAAAUAAAAUGUACCCUAGUCAUCUGGGCAGCCCAGGACCUCCAUAUUCACAUCCCAGGCUUGUGCCCCAUGGAGGUCACGUCGGUGCUGCCAAUGCAGCGGUUUGACUUCACUCCCAGAGGUGCACUCCAUUGUCUCUUGAGACUGACAGAGACUCUAGGUGGCUCACAGAUAAAAUAAGAACAGCUAAAAACAUAGGAAAAAAUAAGCAUUCAACAGUUAUAGUAGGCCAGCAGCCUGAUUUUCCCCUGGCUAUUUUUAUUACAAUAAAUGUGCAGUUGAUAACUCCAUUUUGUGUAGCAUUCCAGGUCUUUCUCCGCUGAAAUAUUUUGUUGCUGGGAAAUUUAGGGUUUCCCUCAGGUAGUGUGUAUGUUGCAGUUAUGAGUAUUGUGUGGAACAUGUAAAAGCCCCCUAUUGCAUGGACCCUGUGAUAAGCGACACAGCUUUAUGUCCCUAAUUACCUAAAACACUUUGGGAACUUUUUAAUUUUAUCGCUUUUUCCCUGAAGGUUUAACAACUUUUGCUAUACAGUAAGUGCACAGCUUAUGCAGGGGUUGUGUUCCAGGGAUCUCACCUAAAGCUCCCAAGGCAGGCCCAACAUGGAUGUUAAAAUCCACAGGGCAGCUGUGUGUGGGUUUUCCCAACACUGCAGCUCAAACAAGGAGACUGAUGGGCAAUGGGAUGAUUUUUAUAACAACAGAGUUUAUGUGUAUUACCUAUAUAUAAUGACAAAUGUUUAUAUGUGUAGAUUAAAAUGGUGGGUGGGGGGUGAUGCGUGUGAGUCUUCCAGUGUUUUUGUAAAAGACAACAUGAGGGGAUUCUGGCCUCUCCAUACAAACAGAAGUCUAUGCAUGAGUAAUAAUAAUAAUAAUAUAAUAUUCCACGCUGUGUAAUAAUGGUGAGUUUCCUCCACAUAGAUAAAUGUGAUGCUAUAUUGAUACCUGAAAUCUUUUACCAUGUACAAGCCCCCCUCCCCCCAAAAAACAAAAACCCCAUAUGAAAGUGACUUUUCUGUACAUUCCUUGUGAUGGAGAUUCACCUGAUGAUAAGCUAUAGUGGGAGUUAUUUUGAAUGCAUAUGACAUUAGAAUUUAUGUGGGUGUUUUUGUUGUGAGGUGAUGGCCCAAAGAUAACCCCGUUUUAGGAAAACAGCCGUGUGAAUGACCUUGUUUAAUAUGAGCGUGUCCCGCACGAGGCAAAGCCUUGUCCUUUAGAUCAGAAUAAAACGUGUUCAGGGAACAUCUCAAGGUCUCUUUAAAGUUUGUGCUGAUGCCUUUAAAUUUCACAAUGACAGCUUUGUAGGAAGAAGUGGAGGCUUCUCUGUCAAGCCCCUGGGUUCUCUUCCGAUUGCUGUUAAAAAGAUCCUUGGGAUUUGUGUCUCUGGUUUACUGUUCUCUUUGUACAAUUUCUCUCACAUCUGUCCAGGAAGAAAAAUGUAACUAGUGGCAUUUUCUUUCCAAGUCCGUCCCUUGAGCAUAAGAGGAGUGCCUUUCCCUCAUUAGUGGCUUUAUUAAAGUACACAUGGCUUUCCUUAUGUAGCUUAUACCUGAAAGCUAUAUUUUGUUUUUGCAUGGGUUUUAAGUCCACAGCUUCCCCACUGGCUUCAUUGAUCCGGUUCCUUCCCCCUUUGCAGCUGGGCAGCUGGGCUGUUGACUGUAGAGCUGUGUGACUGCUGGCAGCUUCCCUUUUAAUAACUACUUGCUGAUGCUGGCUAUUGAUCAAGCAGCAAGCUGAGCUUCAGCUCAGGGGAGUAAGGUCAGCUUAUUCUUCCUCACUUUUCCUUUCCUGUCAAGUCAGUGCAGAACUCCCUUUUGAGCUGUGAAACUUCAGAACUCAUGGCUGGUACUGUGCCUGUGGCAAACAGGCACUAUCUACCUGGCGUAUGCCAGUCGUGAGGAAUGUAACCCAGCUGUGCAAAGGAAGGGAGGGAAUUUCCCCCUUGUGUACUAAAUAUCUGCCCCGUAAACUAUUUCCGCAUGUAUCCGGGGGUGUUUUCGGUGUGGGGAGAAGAAAAGAUGGAGACGUGGUUAUGUUCCCUUGGUAAGGAAUGGUGUUUGCUAAGAUGCCAGGGUUCUUUUGGUUAUCAGCACCUCCACAGCUAGAGGAUAGCCAGGGCAAAGGAGCAUUUAUUCGUUUAUUGCAUUUAUUCCACACCUUUCACCAAAUGGGCUUCACUGCAGCAUACAAUAUAAAACAAUAUAAAACUAGAUGGGGGAAGAGGGUGGACUUCGUUGGAUGUCUAAAAAAUAGCGAAGAAAGCACCAGAAUAACAUUUCUGGGAUAGGUGUUGCAUAGUUUGGGCACCAUCAGACUAAAGGCUGUGUUACUGUAGUUUAGCAGAUAGGUUACUAGUGCAUGGAUAAUUAGCCAGACUGUGGACACAGUCCAUGCAUCACUUUAAAGUGAGCUGGUGCAUAUUGCUUGAAAGUCCUUUCAAGCAGCUCCUCUGCUCCUUGUUAUUACAUGUGAACCAGACCAUUAUCAAGCGCUCUGGAAAAUAGUUUUAAUGGGCAAGCCUGUGAAAGAAAGUCAAUGUGUCUUGACAAUUUCAUUGAGAGCUGGUACCUACUUGCAUAGUAUGCCAACCAGCAUUCAUCCUGUGGACAUAUUGCUAGAAUGUAUGAGUAGUUCUAGUUGAAUAUUUUACCAUAUAAUUUCAUGGCUAUUCUGCUAUAAUUCUAACAAUUUUUCUACCUCUAUGACCUUUAUUGCUUCUAUCGCCGUACUUGUACUCUCAGUGCUUUCUAUGUUUAUAAGGUUCAAAAUUUAUUUUUCUCUUCAUUUUUAUUACUCUUGUGAAAAUCCAUAAAAAUGUAAUGAAGAAAUGAAUCCUGAAACAGGGAUGGCUUAAAGCCCUCAGUAUGCACUGCCAGGAGUCUGCUUAUUCAAAAAGGUGCACAACUUGUUUUUGCUUGGGAGAAAUCUAAGGGUUGUAUCCAAUGCUACUCAGAGUAGACCCACUGAAAUUAAAAUAUGUGACUAACAUAGGUCCCUUUAUUUCAGUGGACAGGAUUUGCCUGACGUCAUGACAGCAGAAGCUCAAGGACUUAUUGCGCAAUGGGGCUUCCCCUCCUCCUCCCAUGUACCCUUGCCCUUGAAAUUGGAUAAGCCCCCAAGGGACAGGGUUCAGGGGGAGGAGAGUGGGGAUUGUUUCAUCUGUGAGAUGCUUGCACUGGUAGGAGGUUUGUAAUAGAAUUGAAUUCCACCCAUUGGGUCUAGCAUUAGGUUAGGAGAUAGCCCUAAUAGGGUUUCUCUCUCCUCUCUCUCUCUCUCUCUCUCUCUCUCUCUCUGUGUGCUUUUCACACUUAACCCCUAAUCUCAACCUCUCGUCCAUUUAGAGUCAAGAAACACACUCACAGUUCAAGACUUGUUGCUUUUACUUUGCUCCAUAUAGACAUGAGUUUUCCACUGACCUUUUUGUAAGUGCGAGAUACUAGUUUUUAAAAAUACUGUAAUGUGAAAUGGAAUCUGUAAUGUGAAAUGGAAGGGCUAAGUAAUAGCAUUUCUGUCCUUGAAUUGCAAUAAACCUUUACUCAUUUCCUGGAUUCUAGUUACAGGUAGGUAGCCGUGUUGGUCUGCCGUAGUUGAAACAAAAUUAAAAAAUUCCUUCCAGUAGCACCUUAGAGACCAACUAAGUUUGUUAGGAUUUUUAUUUUUAUUUUGUUUCAUUUCCUGGAGUCUCUGCUUAAUGAACCAGUCCAAAUGUGAUAUGUACAAUCUGUUGCAAAGUGGGAUUCCCAACUAAAAUCUGAUUUUGUAGUCCUCUAAACUUAGUGUUGGCGGAACAAUUCUUCCUGUCUUCAUCCAGGAAAAAAUGGCUCACUAAAACCAGAAUUUUCACUGUUAGCAAAUGUUUAUUAUAACACAAGGCUUUCUGAAACAGUUUCCUAAGUUUAUUUUAUUUAUUCCCCAUGCAAGUCAGCAGCAAUGUAAAAUGUCUGCCUGGCCCCACUGAAGUGCUGUAAAUCCACGAACUCAGUAAACUGGCACUUGUGUGAGUCUACCACAUCAAGGCACUAAGAAGCAAUCAAAAGCAAUUUCAGAGGUAUUUGACCCAACUUACUGGAAAAGUGGUCCAUUCAGCUGUCAUGUGUUGGCUAACACCAUGUAGUUUGUGUCCCGAACUUGUAUGGCAGUGAUUAGGGCAGUUUCCAUGCUUCUUCGCCUAUAUUUUUAUUGCAAUGGAUGUAUUUUUCAGAUAAGAGGGGGGAAACAUGGAUGUAUUGAUCCUGACAAUGUUGAGCUCCUAUCUCCUUCAUUUUAGCCCUCUGCUAUUAGUGUUGGAACUAAUGCUCGAUAGCCAGAUUUGUUUGGGAAGGAGAGGAGCUGCUAAAGGAGAAGGAAGGUCUUAUUUCUUCCCAGUAGUGCUGUUCUUCUAGGCUCCUCAGGUGGGGGAAGAGAACCUUGCACAUUGUGUUAUCCAAGGCGAUCCAAAGUUGAUUGUACUAUUAAUAUGUAUAUUUUGGUCCAAGCCAGGGGUAGACAGGCUCUGGCCCUCCAGAUCUGCCUCAAUGAACCUGGCAAAUGGCCAGAGAUUUGGGGAGUUGGAGUCCAACAAGAUCUGGAAGAGAACAGCCUUCCUGUCCCAGGAAUUACUCUGAGGGGAAAACUGUCAUUUGGAACAAUCAGGCAACCCCUAAGGGAGCAGAAUGUUCUGGCCGCUUAUGGUCUCUGCGUUUGUAUUGUAUUUUGGGGUUCACCUUCUCUAUUGAAACGGGAUUUUAGAAACAUUGUAGCUAUUUAUUUAGGCAAGUUUUAAAAAAAGAAUUUACACUAAAUUCUUCCAUGGAAUCCAUAUUCACAGUACAUAAUCACAUGGACAAAAGUUAGGGGGAACCACAUGUACCUUCAUGCAUUACAGUACUGAGAUCAUGGCUAGCAUAAAAAGUGCAACUAUAAUCAUAGAUAUGUUUUCUUUUUCUCCAUGUGUACAUGCAGGUGCACACCAACCUUUUCCCAUGUGGCUGUGGACACUUGACUAUAUGAUUUCACAGAGGAACGCAGCAACUGGCCUUUUGUCUCCACAUGUGCAAUAAGCCUGGCCCUUGAGGACAUAACACUUUAACCACAAUUAAGUGUUGUGUCUGAAAACUUAAAGCUAUUCUUUGCUUUUUCACUACCUUUAUAUCCUGCCUUUCGUCUGAGUAGCUCAAGGUGGCUCUCUCUCCCCCCUCAUUUUUAUUUUCACAACAAUCCUGUGAGGUAGCUGAGUCUGAGAGACAAAGACUGAUCCAAUUGUACCCAGUUGAGAUUCAUAGUCCAGUUUGGAUUUGAACCUUGGUCUCCCAAGCCCCGAUCCAACACUUCAGGCACCACACCGCCACACUCACUUUUCAGUGCUUAAGAAUUGGUCACAGAGCAGGUUGUAAGCAAUGUUUAGCACUAACCAUGGUUAAGCAUUUACAGUGGUACCUCUGGAUGCGAGCGGGAUCCGUUCCGGAGCCCCGUUCGCAUCCUGAAGCGAACGCAACCUGAGUGCACGGGUCGCGAUUUGCCGCUUCCGUGCAUGCGCAUGAUGUCAUUUUGACCGCAUGCGCAAGUGGCGAAACCCAGAAGUAACAUGCUCUGUUACUUCCGGGUCGCCACAGCGCAGAACCCAAAAAUACUCAUCCCGAAGCUACUUUAACCCGAGGUAUGACUGUAAUUUGCACUGAGCAAAGUGUGAUUCAGGCAAUUUCUUCACCUCACAAGCUGGUUCUGAUACUGCCUUCACACUGGCAUCUUUUGGGUGGAAAGUAUUGAAGAAAAGUGCAGCUAGCAGCAGUGGCAAGCAUGAUUUCUGUUGCUUCCAAAACCUUACAAUUUUGCGGCAACAGCAACAAAAAGGUGAGUGUGUGGUUUCACAUACUCUUCUGUUUUCCUGCACUGAGCUGAAGAGUCUCUAAAGACCUUCUGGCGUGGCUCUGAUUUUAACUGGGUUAAGUCAGCCAGCCAUGGUUAUGCAAAAUAUGGUUAAGCAUUAUGUCUGCAGGAAGCCACUGUAGCAGAAAACACCUGAACAACAUCUUUGUUUCCCCUCUGUCUGCUUCCUUGGGAGGGUAUGCAAACUAUUGUUGACACUUGCUUGAAUGUGGUACAUUAGCUUCUGUAAGUAAUUCAAAUUCCUAACCUUGAAUGUAGAAAGCAUCUUGCUUCUAAUUUAGCAUGUGACCUCUGGAAUGAAACCAUUUCAGGCCUGUGUUGCUGUCCCCUAAAUUGGGAGAGACAAGGAAGGAGUAGAAUAUUAUUGUGCUUAAUCUAACCUUGCCAAAGGAAAGGAAAAACUUGGUUUGAAAGGCACAUUUUUCAGGGGCUUGUCAUAUCUGUAAUAGGCCCAUUGCCUUAAAUAUGUAAAUUGCACGCACAGCGCAUGCCUGCAGUCCAUCUUUGGUUCUGUCAGCAAACCCUAUAAGAUCCCAUUUGUCUAGAAAAAUGCUUUUCUGAAAGGUAUGAUUAUUCUAGACUGCUGAACAAGUUUUCCUAUGUGACUGGCAUUUAAACAACCAUGGUGUUUUGUAGAGUGACACUUAGAGAAGUACUCUGCAGGAGUGAUAUAAGUGUGUUGGAGGGAGGCAGAAAAUGGAAAAGAGAAAAGUGGUUGGGGGAUGGGGUGUAGAAAGAAACAUACUGUACUAUCAUUACGUCCCCCCUCCCCUUCUGAUCAGCACAAAAGCCUGAAUCUUCUACAGUCAGAAGAUUCCGAGCAGUGACUGCAAAGAGAUGAGUUUUUAUGGAGAAAGGGGUGAAGGCAGUUCUUUUGGGAAAUGCUGAUUAGUAGCUUGAACACUUGCAUGAAUAUUCUGUAACUGAGUUUAAUUAAAAACGCUUCUGAAAAGUGAAGAUAAUCUGUCCUGUUAGUUGUUGGGAAAGGAGCAAUUUCUUUUUAUGUUGGUCUCAAAUGCAGGCUCAAGCAUGUUGUAUGGAGCUUUCAAGCAGGAAAUGUCUUAUUUAUAUUAUUUGUUGUCUUAAUCCAGCAGAGAAGUAAGAAGGCCUCUGAGAUUCAAUGAUUAAAUUGCCUGUUUGCUCAUGUUAAUAACAGAGAUUGGAAAUAUCUGUGUCUUGAUUCAGUUCUAUAGCUUUGCCUCUUGCUAGACUGUAAAGAAGGUAUCCUCUGCACAAUUAAUGUUUGAUGAUUCAGGCCUCUUCCAGAGUCAGUCUAACAUGUUUGAGCAACAUGGACCUCUCAUAGUACAAUGAAAACACACCACGGGAUCAAUCACUGCUGUAAGGAAAAGCCUCCACAUUUAUUUGGUUCACAUAAUAGUUAUACCUGCUUUGACUCCUUUAUUUGAAACCUGCUCUAUGUUUCUCACAUCUUUAAACAUGCAUGCUUACAAAAUUCAUUCUAUUGUACAAAGACACCUGCAUUUCCCAGCAACGGUUUCUUUGCUGGUAGUGAUUGUGCAGGGAUUAGGAAUGCUAAACCAUUGAGGUAUCUGUCGGCAUUAUAAAAGGGCAAAAAGCCUACUAGACCCACAGAGGUGAGUCUAGCAUCCUCAUUGUAUAGCUUCUGUCAUAUGGUACAGAUGCAACUCUUUGCCCCUGGUCUUUGACACCUAAGAUACAUGUUUUAAGGUCCUAACCUUUUCUUCUGAUUUUAAAUGGUUUUAACUGAUUUUAAUAUGGUGUGUUUAUAUCAUUGUAACCUGCCCUAGAACAUUAUGGUGAAGGUUGGGUAAGAAAUUCAGUUAAUACUAUAUGAAGGUUAUCGUUAUCAUCACCAUCUUCUUUCAUGAAUUUAUUGAAUAAUGCUCCUUUUAAACUCACAUCUAAGUCAGACUGGUUUUGUCUCAGGGGCAUGUCAUAAAGUCCUAAUAGCAUGGUUUCCUUUUCAAAACAGCUGUCGAUUGAGGCACUUUGAAGCAGAGAAGGAGUGGAAGGAAAGGAAGGGUGUGCUCACCCCUUUCCCUGCCAUCCUAUUUUCCUAUUAAUCUCCCCAUCUCCUAAACUCUGUAUAAUAAUAAUAAAAAAUCAUAAUGAAUGCAUUUUAUUUAUAAUAAUAAAAAAUCUUUAUUGCAGUCCAAAGACCCAUAGAACAAUUUCAGAACAAAAUACAGUUAAGACAGCCAACCACAAAAGAGAGAGAAACCGAGGCGGUCAUUUUGUUAUGUCUCAAGCAUGACAGGUCUAAUGAUAUUACACUGGCCAUGGCAUUUUAUUUAUAUGCCAUUCUUCUGCUGUCGUACCCCAGAGUGUAGUCAGAGCCAGCCCAAGGCCCUUUGGCACCUGAGGCAAACCACAAAAUGCUUCCCACCCCAACCAGGGAAGAAGGUGUGAGUGAAGAUCUACAUCAGGAGCAAGGGCAGGAGGAGACCAGCAGCCCCUUCCAUUCACCAAGAAGCCCCUGUAGAAGUGGCAUGGGGUUUGAUUUGUAAUUUACAAUUGCAAUGUACUGGUUUUUAUCCCUGAGCUACAGGCAGGGCGAACCCACCCUUGAAGCAAGAUAAGGCAACUGCACCAGGCAGCAGGACCCACGGGGGCAGCAGAUCCAGCUUCCAAGGAAUGCAUUGCCCACUGCUGCUGAUACAGUGGCAGUGACAACUGUGGCGCACUCCUUGGGGGUCGGAUCUGCUGUCUCCUUGGCCUUUUGGCCAAGGCAGAAGGUGAAGGUUGACAGGGGAGAUGCCCCUUUACUGUGCCAGUUCCCAGGCUGGUGCAGUGAAGAGGCCUGGAUAAGUUGUUGCCAUCAUGGGCCAGCUCCUGAACUAGCAUUUCAGGAUAUUUUGUUGGCUGCUGCUAGCAGAGAUGCUAUCAACAGUACCUUCCCCUACAUUUUGGGUUGGGUGAAUUGGGGUGCUCCUUGCUGGUGGGGCUCCCUCACUGAUGAAGGCUGGGAUGGACAGAGGAACACACCCCACUUGUAUAGGGGCUUGGAUGGUUCUGUUAAACAGUGGUUUAAAACACUGUUUGAAGAGAUCUGUCUAAAUCAAGUUUCCACUUUGUCAUUCAUAGAUCCCCUGAAAAGGAGUGCCUGCUACUUGGCUACUAUACCAAUGGAAACUUGAUUUUUUUUUUUUUAAAGAUAUUUAUUAAAGUUUCAAGAAAUACAAAAAAAAAAAAAAUACAGAGUACAAAAAAAGAAGAAUAACGUUUUUAAAAUAUAACAAAAAAAUAAAGAAUAAAAAGAAAACAUACAAAAUAAAACAGUUAAAAAGACAUUGAUUUUUCAAACCUAUCUUCCCUACACUUAUUUCCCCAGACCUCCUCAUACCUCCCUUUUUUGUAUUCCAGUUCAGUUUGUUAGUUCAGCAAAUCCUUACCAUUAAACUUUUACCCAAUUGUUAACCUUUUUCAUAUCUCUUAAAGCAUUACAGCUAAAAACCUCUUAGUUUCUAUCCAACAUCCUUCUAAGAUUCCUUAAUUUUGCAAUAUUUCUGUAAAUAGUCUUUAAAUUUCUUCCAGUCUUCUUUCACCGACUCUUCUCCCUGGUCUUGGAUUCUGCCAGUCAUUUCCGCCAAUUACAUGUAGUCAAUCACCUUCAUCUGCCAUUCUUCCAAAGUGGGUAGAUCUUGUGUCUUCCAAUACUUUGCGAUGAGUAUUCUUGCUGCUGUUGUAGCAUACAUAAAAAAGGUUCUGUCCUUCUUUGGCACCAAUUGGCCGACAAUGCCCAGAAGAAAGGCCUCUGGUUUCUUCAGAAAGGUAUAUUUAAAUACCUUUUUCAGUUCAUUAUAUAUCAUUUCCCAGAAAGGCUUGAUCUUUGGGCACGUCCACCAAAGGUGAAAUAAUGUACCUUCAGUUUCUUUACAUUUCCAACAUUUAUUAUCGGGCAAAUGAUAAAUUUUUGCAAGCUUGACUGGGGUCAUGUACCACCUGUAUAUCAUUUUCAUGAUAUUCUCUCUUAAGGCAUUACAUGCCGUAGAACUUCAUACCUGUGGUCCAUAACUGUUCCCAGUCAGCAAACAUAAUAUUAUGUCCAACAUCUUGUGCCCAUUUAAUCAUAGCAGAUUUCACCGUUUCAUCCUGAGUAUUCCAUUUCAACAGCAAGUUAUACAUUCUUGACAGGUUUUUAGUUUUGGGUUCUAACAAUUCUGUUUCUAAUUUUGACUUUUCCACCUGGAAGCCUAUUUUCUUAUCCAAAUUAUAUGCCUCCAUUAUCUGAUAGUAAUGAAGCCAAUCUCUCACUUUAUUUUUUAGUUUUUCAAAACUCUGCAAUCUCAAUUUAUCUCCUUCUUGUUCCAAAAUUUCCCAAUAUGUCGGCCUGGAAACUUGAUAGUUUACAACUUUUUAAAGGGUUAAAACUACCUGGGAGCAUGCUCUAAAACCUCUGGUCUUGCAGAUCAUGCUUACUUAAGAAACAAGGGGUUAGGACUGGAAUUGUGAAAUAAUGGAUUUCUGUCUGGCUCUUCGGUACACACUGAAAGGCAAUAAGCAAGGUCAUUUGCAUAAAGGUAACUUUAAUUUAGGAUAGAGUUCAGUAUGCUGGGUUGUAGGUUUGUUUCCAGAAGCAACUUACUGCUCACUAUUUGAUAAAACUGUAUUUCUCCACGAGAUGGAAAGUAAAUUUCUGUGAAGCUAGUUAUAAAUAUUCAUAAUUUGCUGUAAUACAUUGUCUGCAAUCCAUUUUAAUACAGAAUUAAGCAUCCUUAAAUCCAUUGAAAACAAUUGGCUUAAGCAUACUUUAUGUUCUAUUUAUAAUGCUUGACCUGACAACUCUUCUCCAUAGAGAAGGGUAGGCUUAAACUCAGGGUGUUUGAUGGAGGGCCAUGAACGGAGUUUCAUGAGCAGUACAGAAUUUAAUACAUUAGUAUUAAAUUCAGAUUUUAUGUUUAACUGGAUUUUUUUUUAAAGUAACCAUUGAUCUAAUGUGGGAGGGGAGACUGACCUUUAAAAAUAUGGUUGUAUAUGAUGGUGGCUUUGCAUCAAUGGAAGCACUAUUGAUAGUGAUCAUCCCUCCUACUGAUCACAGCCCUUUGUGCCAUAACCUGUACUGUUUGAGGGGUCCCCAGUGGUUAGAAGAAGCCAGCGGUGGAAAGUAUGCCUGUGCUGCCCAGGGUGGGUUGACGGGGCACAGAAGGCACCCUCCAUGUACCACAGUUCAGGGUUAGGAGAUGGGCAGGGAAGCUGUUGCCCACUCUCUUGCUCUCUACCACCAGGUCAGGCACCAGGCAGAAGCACUACAGUCAAGGCACAGCUCCUUCUGGCAUGGAGCCAGGCUCCGAUGAACGAGUCUGCUGUGGGGGCGCCUGUUUGCGCCCCCUCUCAACAUUGCCCCCGGGGCCAUGGCACCCCCGGCAACCCCUGCUAUGCCUCGGGGAGAAGCAGGCAUCCCGUCUUGUGCAAGGAGAAGCAAUUCUGCUAGCACUACAGUUUGUUAAUUUUUACCCGCCCUGGAUGUGAUGCUGGUGGCAUAAUCUGCAGUGCUUCUCUGGAAAGAGAGGUGUCUGUUUGGGGUGGGCUGUCAGUCCCCGAUGCAGUUUUUCUACUCAGAAGAACAGGUGGUGCCUAGGGCUAGGAGCUUCUUUUAACAGCAGAUCAGCUGUCCUUCUGCUCCAAAAUUUUGGCAUCUUUUAUCAUGCAUUUGUAGUCUUGAGGAUCAUUUUAAGAUUAUGCUAUUCUACCAGGGACUGCUUUGAAUAUGACUUGCAGCUUUAAUUUAGUGCAAAAUGCUGCAUGUACACUUCCUUGUAAAAGUGUGAAUGUGAGGAUGUAUUCAGCCAGUAUUGUGGUCACUCUAGUGUUUCUGUUGGUUUUCUCAGCCCCUUCACAACCUGUUAACAACAUAUACCACCCACCUGGGUCGCUUUGUCAAGAACCUCCAAUGUAAAAGAAGCAAUAAUUGCUGUGGGGUGGAUUAUGACGUUUGUGCAGCAGCCCCAAGACUUUAGAACAUGUUUCUCCCAAGUUAUGCUUUAAAAUGAUGACAUUUUUAGAAACCAUUUCUUUAGGUGCUGGUGGUUUUGAGGGCUAACUUGGUGCCGCUUAUGGCGUAGUAUAAGUACUUUUGUGUGUGACAGAAGUUACUUGAACUUUAAAAGAAGAGGGGGUGCUUUUUUAAAAAAAGACAUGCAACGUUAACAUGAUAACUGAAGGGCUGUGUGUGUGCAUUGCAUAGCAUUGUUAAAGUCAAUAAAGGCACAUAGCUUAUGUUCAGAAGCUUUUGCUGUGAAUUCAUAGAAAUGAUGUAGUGCCUGACUCAGAGGAGGGAAGAAAGGAGGGGAAGCCCAAAUGAGAUGAUAGCUGACAAAGAUGCUCUAAAUGUCUUAAUUGUUCAGUUUUAGUUGACACCAGUAAGAUGAUGUCACAGGAAUAAACAACAACCUCUUCUUUGGAGAAGUCUGCACAGUUUGAUACUGCUGUUCGGGGGGGGGGGGCGUGGGAGGGUGAGCUCCCCAAAAGAGUUGUACAAGAAGCAUUGUUUGUGGUGAAGGGUUCUCAAGGAAUUACCUCAGCUGUAAACUGACUUCAUCUACAUCUCCUGGCCUGGUGUAUGGAUCAAGCAAAGUUGCCCUCAUAUUUUAUCACUUUGUAGAAUUGUUAGUAAUUUUUGCACAUUUUUCAAAAAACUAAAAAUUUUGGUAACAUGAUGGAAUGGACUUGUGUCAUGGAAUGCAAUGACACAAACUGGAAAUAGACUCUUCCAUUUGUCUCUAGGUGAAGGUGUUAAAUUGAUUUAAGAACUGGUUUAUGUGGUGCUCUUAUUUAAAUGUCAUUCUGAUAGCUAUUUUAAAUUCUGGAAAUGUGUUGAUCUGUUGUAACCGCUGGGCAUGCACCCUAAAAAAGUAUGUGAGACCUUCCAUGAAAUGAUAGUGAAUAGUAAACUAUUUUAAUAGCGAUUUUGUUAUUACUAGGGCAACAUCUUUGGCCUGUUGGUAAAAAGAUCAGGGAAGAUUCCCAAAAUAACUUCUUCCAAGCAUGAGAAGCAAUUCUCAUUUGCUGAGCUGCAUUGUCAUAGAAUUUUCUCCUCAAGUUUUUUACUAGUCUCGUUGGGGCCAUGUCCUCUUCAGCCAUCACCAUGACUUUAGUGGUCUUGAUUGCAUGAAUUGUUUGGGAGAGGGUGUGGCAGAUCUUACAACUUGGGUGGGAGAUUAGACCAUGUGACCAUUUGGAUCCUUUCUACUCUGAAUUUAAAUACAUAAUAGCUUUCCCUACAGAAAGCUAAGAUAACCUGCAAAUGAGAUUCAGUUAUCUUCUGCUUAGACUAUUAAUCACACAGUAUCUCACACUCUCACUCUCCAUAGGAAAGGUUUAGAGAGGGCUUUCUCACAGAUUUGUAUUAAAAACACCAAGGUAGCUUAGACCCAUUUUUGAUAUUUUUAAUGAGUCCGCAGAGUGCUAAUGAAAUUCAGAUUCUUCUCCCCCAUUUCUUCUCUCCCUGUCUUUUCUCUUGUAAGAUAAUUAUUUCGAAAAAACCCACGAAAGUUUCAUCUUGACCUAAAAGCUCAGCUGAUGGCAGCGUUGUAUCUAAAUUUUGGAGGACUGUGAGGUCACGUCCCUUUGUCAUCUUUGAAAGUCUAUUUCCAUGGUAUUCAUAGAAUUCUUUAAGUACAGAUUUGGCAUAGUAAUGUAAUGCCUUCAUAAUGUACAGUACUUUAUUGGCAUUCAUAUUCCUUUGUAUGGGCAACAAAGAUCUUAACCCCCUGGGGAGCUGGUACCUUCUGCUGUACAAGAAUCCUGCCUAAGGCAAAUAAAGUUUCCAAACACUCCUUAACUGAGCAGAGAAGAUGGUUGGCAUUUAGAUGGCAUUAACCCAUCUAAGCAAAUUGGGUUUUGCCCACUAAAGGCUAAUACGUAAAGGCUAAUAUAUCAAAUGUCAGUCAAGUACUCUUUCCUUAAAUGUGGCAGGGCCACAAAGCUGAUCCUGUGCUCUGCUUCAUAAAAUGAAACAUUAGGCUUACAGUACUGGUAAAAGGAAUUUUCUAAAUAUUGCUCUGACUUGGGGAGUUGCCACAACAGCUGUAUCUAACAGAUUGAGGUUGAAUCCUGACAAGACAGAAGUACUGUUUUGGGUGGACAGGAGGUGGGCAGUUGUGGAGGACUCCCUGGUCCUAAAUGGGAUAACUUUGCCCCUGAAGGACCAGGUGCGCAGCCUGGGAGUCAUUUUGGACUCGCAGCUGUCCAUGGAGGUGCAGGUCAAUUCUGUGUCCAGGGCAGCUGUUUACCAGCUCCAUCUGGUACGCAGGAUGAGACCCUAUCUGCCCGCUCUAGUUAUCUCUCUCUUGGACUACUGCAAUUCGCUCUACGUGGGCUACCUUUGAAGGUGACCCAGAAAGUACAACUAAUCCAGAAUGCGGCAGCUAAACUGGUGACUGGGAGCGGCCGCCGAGACCACAUAACACCGGUCUUGAAAGACCUACAUUGGCUCCCAGUACGUUUCCGGGCACAAUUCAAAGUGUUGGUGCUGACCUUUAAAGCCCUAAAAGGCCUCGGUCCAGUAUACCUGAAGGAGGGUCUCCACCUCCAUCGUUCAGCCCGGACACUGAGGUCCAGCGCAGAGGGCCUUCUGGCGGUUCCCUCGCUGCGAUAAGCCAAGUUACAGGGAACCAGGCAGAGGGCUCUCUCGGUAGUGGCACCUGCCCUGUGGAACACCCUCCCACCAGAUGUCAAAGAGAAAAACAACUACCAGACUUUUAGAAGACAUCUGAAGACAGCCCUGUUUAGGGAAACUUUUAACGUUUGAUGGACUAUUGUAUUUUAAUAUUUUGUUGGAAGCUGCCCAGAGUGGCUGGGGAAACCCAGCCAGAUGGGCGGGGUAUAAAUAAAUUAUUAUUAUUAUUAUUAUUAUUUAUUAUAUCUGGGUAGCUGUAGCUAGAACUCUGCUGCACUAGCAUGGGAAGAGUGGGGAAAGAGUGCUGGGCAGAAGCCUUGGAGCCAACCAGCCACUAUCUCUAGAGCUAGAUCCAUGUCUAUCAAAUACUGGAAUAAUUGAGUGAUGGCAAACGUAAUGGUGGGCUUUGAAGCAGGUUUUAGCAAGGUGUGGACUGCACAGCUCUGCCCCUCCCUACUUUCACAGAAUGCCCCUAAAGCUGCAGACUUGCAGUGGAGGUUGGGACUGGGCUUCCCAACUUCAUAACAUGCUAGCCUUUAGUGGGUCAGAACCCACUACCAGGCCACAGCCUGAUCUAAAUUGGGUUGCAACAGCAGCAUCCAGCACUGUACAGAUAUAUGUAAAAUAAAAAUAGGAAUGGGUCCUCAGUUGCAUGUUUGGGUUAAAGGUGGGUCCUGAGUUAGCAAACAUUGAAGACUAUGGAUCUAUUGAGCUCCUGGUUGUUCUUCCCUUCAGAUCAGGGCCUUUUUGUACUACGUAAACACUUACUGAUUAGUCAGAGGAAGUUAAAAUAAUAGCCAUGUUCUUGACCAGCAAGAAUUCCUUCUCCUUGACUUCACCUUCACAUAAUGCUUUCCCCGUUUUCCACCUUUCAAUUUUAUAACUUUCAUUUCGUUACAACUCCUUCAGCUUUCCAACAGGACCUUGCCACUGCUAACAGCAGCAUAUAUAACUAAUCCAAGAAAGGUCGCACUCAGUAUGUCAGAUCAUGCAGAGCCAAUAUGUGAGUGUCAGUGAUGACUUGUGCCUGCAGUGAAGCGAAUGGAAGACCGUAGCCAGCAGUCAUCAACAUUCAUUUGUUUUCAUAAGCAUAUUAAAUGUCUGGGGUAGAUAACAUUUUGGUGAAUGUGAGAUUCAUGAUUUGCCUUAAAAAGAUUUGACGAAAACAAAGCUGGUUGAUGAAGGGCAUGCCCAUUUGCUUGGAGAACAAUAGCAAUAGGGAUAACCUUACCACAAGGUUGCUGUUUAAAGGGGCUAUAGUGCAACAUAAGUAGGAUGAAAUAAACCUGAAUAGUUGUGGUAUAAAUGGUACAGGAUUUCAGAAGUAACAGGAUAUGCGCUGACUGGAAAUGAAGCAAUAGGACCACCCUACAACUUUUGCCGGUGCAAGCAAUAUUUAAAGUGGGAUCAUGUAUGACUGCCCUGAUAACAGCAUGAGCACAAAUCAUCAUGAACGUGCAGUAAAAAAGGCUGUCUGGAGGAGCCUUAAGUAGUGUGAAUCAUGGGAUAGCUGUUCUCAGGUGUCUGGUUGCCUGACGUAUUUCAAGUCAAUGCUUGCGCCUAUAUUUUUUCAAGAUGGGUGUUGGCGGUAUGUGGGAAUCCAGCCCCUUCGUUCUAUUCUAAAGGCAAGCAAAGAUAGUGGAAGGAAACACGCUUCAAAUUGUCACAACUUGCAGUGGAGGGUGGAAGAGUCACUGUGGCAAUUUGAAUGUGAAAUUGAUCUGAAGAGCUGCUUUGCGCCUCUGAAGUCUUGCCAUUGAUCUUCAUGUAAUGAAUUGCUGGGGCUCCAGGGCCCAUGAUGGGUGAGUGGAGUUGUGAUGUAUCCUCUGCUGCCUCCAAACAAAUGUUUUUCUACUCCGCCAAUAAAUCUUGCACAGACAGAAUCCAUUUUGUAUAUUACUUUUUUAAAACACACGCAUACACACACCCCCCUUGGGGUUUAUUUUUUGUUUAUUUUUAAAGAAACUUUUAUCAAAUACCCAUAAGAAACAAAAUGAGGGAAUUGAUUUCUGUUACGAAUGUACGUUGUGGUUGAGUACCAAAACAAUGAGAGAGUUUCUAAGUCUGUCCAUAAAACAGAAUUAAGAUGGCUACGCUUGACAGUUUCACGUUGUCAUUAUAAGUGUUGAUGGGGAGAUGAAAGUGAAGGUGUUUAACACAAUGCCUGUUACAUUCCUUAGGUGCUGGAACAAGAUGUGGUUCUGCAGUCUAUUGACAGAGCUAUUGAGGCCAUUCAUAAUGCGGCGAUGAAGAAUGGGGGGAAAUACAACUUGGAGCAGAGGGAUGUCCUCCAGUAAGUACAGCAAGCAGGAAUAUUCAAGACAGUAUGGAAAUAAUGUUAGGGAAGGCAAAUGACUGUAAGGCACGCGGUUAACAUUCAAGGCCAAGCCAGGGCGUUUAAAAGAAACAUGGAGUGGUGCCUGCUCUAUCACUUUUUUGUACUCCAGUCUCAUCAGGAAUUGUUGGAGCUAACACCUGAUUGCUUCACAUCUCUGCAUAAUCACAAAACCUGCUCUCUAAAAAAAUAAAAUAAUACUAACAACAAUGUUAUUAUUUGUACUCUGCCCUUCUGACUGGGUAGCCCCAGCCACUCUGGGCAGCUUCCAGCAUAUACAGGAUGUGAUAAAACAUCAAACAUGAAAAAGAACCUGGUGCCUCCAGAGAAUGGAGAGGGAGGAGGAGGGAGCAACGAGUCCUGGAAGCCUAGAGCUUCCUUUGCUAGCAACUCCUUGCAGCCACUUUGAACCCCGAGAAGCGCAGAGGGCGGAGCAAGGCAUACACAUUCAGAAAAAUCAGACUAAGCACAUCCCAAUAGUGGACAAAGAAACAUGGGUUUUCUGGAGAGGGUCCAGGGCAAAAGUAGAAAGUGCACACGUGAACCUCAGGAUUUUGCUAGCAGUUCUAGAUCAGCCCUGAGAAACUAUCCAUUUACUACAGAUUUUCUCCUGUUAGUCCCACCUAGAAAAGGCUGCUGGGUAUCUGGGCUUGACAUGUGCAGACACAAUCUUUCUUUUGUAAUAUAUUUUUAUUUGUUUUUCAAUUGGUGGAGUGUUAUCUGACACUAAUAAUGGUGGCUACAACUACUACCCAUUCCCUUUCCCAGCCCUGCCCACCCAAUUAAGGAAAAGGGGGAAAAACAGAAGAAAAGCAGUAGGCUACUAGAAUAAGCAACCCAAUGUGGUAAGCAACAAGGAAGACAAAAGGCUUGAAUAUGCAAGAAGAAGUGGGAAGGGUAGGGAGAAUGGGAUUUAGGAGGGAUGUGCAGCAGCAGAGGAACCCAGAUAAUAUGAGAGUCACAAAGAAAACCAUGCCAUAUAAAUGGGAAGAUGUCAGCAUGCUUGCCAGUGAUUAAGUGAUGCUAAUCCAGACACCCUCCUGGGGGAAACAUGAGGAUUUCCAGUUGUAAUAAGAUGAUUCUUCUGGCAACCAAAGCACCUCUAUGAAUCCAGAGCACCUGAUUUUUCAGAAGUGCCCAUAGAAUUGGUAUGUAUUCCAGAUCAAAGUAUUGAAAUUUAAGGAAGAAGAUAAAGCCACAGUAGUUUCAUCACGAAUUAUGUGCAGGUGCCAAGAUACCAAAGAGUUGUGUAAUCUUGAAAUCAAUGAAGCUUUCUUUCCAAGGCGGUAACCAAAGCUUAAAAUGCUGCAUUCACACUGUUUGCAAUCGAGUUUCAUUGGAGGGGAAGUAAAGAGCUUUGCAGAGUUUCUUCCUCUAAACUGAACUCCUUGGUUUUCUAGGCUAAAAAUGUCUGGUGCCUGCAAAUCAAAACAGGUUUGCUUUCCUGCAUUGGUACUUCAGUUUCAUGAGAGAUACACUCUUUCCACGCACACAUCUUUUUGUCAUCAAAUAUGUCAUGAAUCACGAACAAAAGGGCAAGAAAUACUAAACCUUGCACACCAUGAGUAGGAGAUGGGGAAAUUCAUUGGGAGGAAUUCAGCAUUGCACAGUGGAAGCUUUUCAGCUUGUCAGAUGGAAUGAUCCCCUCCCCACUUGCAUGUUGCUCUGGGAGUUCUCCCAAGCCCCUCCCCCAGCCAGUUUCUAUGGGCGCAGGGAAGUGGGGGAGCCCUGUUGUGAAAGGGGAAGACCUUGCAAAGGCACUCAUUAGAUGAAUCCUGCCCAUAGCUUUCGAUAGCUCAGCGGAAUUGGAUUCAUUCUGCUGUUGAAGUAAGAUCUUCAAGGUAAUAAUAAUAAUAAUAAUAAUAAUAAUUUAUUAUUUAUACCCCGCCCAUCUGGCUGGGCUUACCCAGCCACUCUGGGCGGCUUCCAAAAAAAUAUUAAAAUACUGUAAUACAUCAAACAUUAAAAGCUUCCCUAAACAGGUCAGUCCAUGUUCACAGUUCAGUAAUAUGACUUCAGCUUUGGAACUCUGGACCAGUCCUGUGAGCUCUACUUCCUCAAUAUGGCUGUUGUUUUAUAUUGCUAGGAAGCUGAUACAUCAUCGGAAGGAAACUGUUUCCCGCAAAAGUCACUCACCAUCCACUCAAGGAAUGACUCCAUCUUCCAGUGAUCAUCACCUGGACCUAGCCAGGCAACCCAAUGGCGUCUGCAGGACUGGAUAUGAGCGACACCAUAGCUUGCCUAACACAGAUCCCCAAGAGGAGGAAGUUGGUGUUUACCAGGUGAGAUCUGUGGCAUAUUUAAUCCUUUAUCUUAUAAGAUAUCUACUCUGUGUGCUAAUCAUGUCAAAUUUUUUUCUUGGGUGGGAAAGCGAGAAUUUCUACCUCUUACACUUAACCAUUUAUAGCUGGCUGUGAGUGUUGAUCCUACAGAGUAAGUAAAGAGCUUCUUUUUUUAUUGGACCUGCCAGCUAUUUAGAAGCUCAACCCCCAUGCCUUAUUUUAUUGAGCAUAGGUGAAAAUAUGUUACAUGCCACCUGCUGUUUCUUGUCGGUGUUCUGCUUUGAGAAUGAAGGAUGUGACUGCAGGUGAUAUUAACUGAACGGCAGCUUGAGACCAGUUCUUACGUUGUGUUCGCUACAGUUGACAAGCACUAUAGAGUAGCUGAACCUAUGAUAGACCUGGCUACUAUGUGUGAUGGUUUCAUUUGUAAAACUUUGGGGAAUUCCCGGGAAGAGGCCAAUAGGAGAGAGAUUUGUGAGAGCAGAUUAGGGCAUUCAGCAGUCUCGUAACUCGCUUUUAAAGAGAUGCUGAUUUCUCAGAUAAGUAGGGAAAAUGUAUUUGGGACAGUGUUUCUUGUUGUCUUGCCCAUUCUUCAACAGAUUAGUUCUUUUAACUACAGUGACUGCUUGUUCCCCAGUUUACUGCAUUGCACGAUAUGCCUUAAAUUUUCUGUGCUGAUGAUAAACUAAGGAAGGAAGCACAGGAAAUAUGAUUUGUAAGCAGAGAUUUGUUUAUUUAAGGCAUUUAUAUCCUGUUUCUCUAAAAAGACUGUUGGAGCAGCUUACAAAAGUUAGUACUAGGCUGGUCCAUGGCACACUAGGAAAAAAACAAUGGGAGGGACAAAAGAAGCAAAACUUAGUUUUGUAGACAUUUAAACAUAUUCUGAGACUUCUCUGAUGCCCGUGUAUGUCUUUCAAUUGGUAGGCUGAGUUCUGAAGGUGAUAGCACGGUUUGCUGGAAUUACUGGCCCAGUAAAGUUUGGGUUCCUUUCCCUCCCAAAGGAACAGGGAGACUCUUCCUUCAGAAAUGACUUUAUUUGUCUUAGUGAUUGUUAGGACAUUAAUAUUGACGGGAACUAUAAAAAAGGUCGUAUGAAUGGAAUGGAGCAUGUCACUUGCCAUAACAACUUGUUUCUUGAUCUAUUUAUAUCUACACUCAAGGCAAAUAAACUCAUUAGAUCUCCUUUGGAAGAGGCCAGAGAAUGCUUCUCUAUAGACAGAAAAAUGAAUGAUGGAAAUCCACUCCCCAUCUGUAUUCUCCAUCAUGACCCUCAGUGCCAGUGAAGCUCUAGCAAAACAUGAAGUGCCUUGACUAAUAGGAAGGAAGCUUCCCAAACCCAAUUUGGCUAUAAAUCCUCCGCAAUCUCUUUUGAGUGUGCUCCUGAUGGAACGCGCUUUGCACUGUGAUAAUGGGGUUUGGAGGACACGUGUCGUAGGGCACACAUCUUGCAGAGCCAAUGCCCCUCCCCAGAUACUUUUAAAGAUCCUUAAAAAAACCACACAACCCAGAAGCCUUGGACUUGGGGGAAGCAUGUUCUGUUAGACUGUUAGACAGCUUGCUCUCAGCCCCCCAUACUAGGGAUUUUCUGGAUAUCGGGACAUGUGCUCCUUUUUGCACAAGAAUCUCUAGCUACCAAGGGUAUGCUAAACCUGAAGUGAUCAGAACUUAUUUAAGGGUGUGACUUGUGAUAUGGUCUUACACGUGAUAUGUGACUUGUGAUAUGGUCUUACAGCUUGCAAGGAGAGAAGGAAGAUGAAAGUAGAUUCGCCAUCAAACAACCCCUCCCCCCACCAUUUCUUUUCAGUAUUCCCUUGUUAUUGUUGGUGCUUCUCUUAGAAAGCAUCAGCAGCGUGAAAUUGACCUGAUUCUUUGAAAUUUCACAGGCUCUCACUUCUGGUCGACAUCCAGAAAAGCAGCAAGCAGCAAACAUGUUCAAAACUGGGCUAUUCUUGUCAUUCUACAAAGCAAGGGUAGAUGCAGAGGAAACUCAGGCAGCUUCAACAUUGAGAGCAGAAUUGUGCUUCAUUAUGGAAAUAUGCCGUUUCCAAGCUUGUGUUGCCUGGUAGUGCUAAAUAGGGACGGGGCAUUUACAUGGGAGAAUUCUUCAACCACUGAGUGGUAUUGACAAUGUCCCUCUCCCGGCCAUUUAAAAAAACUGUUCCGCCCACCACCAUGGGCUCUGAGGCUGGAAGAAAUCUGGCUGUUGGGAGAAAAACAUUCUUGUGGGUAUUGACAGGGGAGGAUUAGCAGGAGCUGUUGAGCUUUCUUGCCUGCAGGCACACUAACCAGCAGGAAUGUAUUUGAGAAAUAUAUAUUUAUUUGCCUGUGCAAAGCAUACUUACAGCUACACCUGCAGCUGAGCUUCCAGCCUUCAUAACAAUAAUGAAGGUGUUGCUUUAUAAUCUUAUGAAGUCUCAGACGGAAGUUUUAAAAAUAACUCAUGUUUAUGCAAAACAACAAAGUAUAUUUGUCUUAUCUGUGUUGCAUCCUGCUUUGGGGUUUUUUAAAAGAUUUCCUGACCACCACCCAGGACUAAAGUACAAAUUUUCAUCAUUUUGUAAAAAAAAAAAAAGAGAACAAAUAGGGGUCAAUUUGAGAAGUUUGAUGGAAACCAUUGAAAAACCAGGAUCCUUUUCUUAGCUGACUUCAAUGGAACGUUGAAAAUAACUGGCUUAUUUACCGUAUUUUUCACCCUAUAGGGCGCACUUUUCCCCCUCCAAAAAUGAAGGGGAAAUGUGUGUGCGUCCUAUGAGGCAAAUGCAGGCUUUCGCUGAAGCCUGGAGAGCGAGAGGGGUCGGUGCGCAAAGACCCCUCUUGCUCUCCAGGCUUCAGGAAGCUAUCCGCAAGCCGUGGGAGAGCUGCACAACUUCACGCAGCUCUCCCACGGCUUGUGGAGAGCUGCCUGCACCCAGAAGCCUGGGGACGCGCUGAGCUCAGCGCCCCCAGGCUUCGGGCUUCGCGCAGCUCUCUGCAAGCCGUGUGUAGCUUGUGGAGAGCUGCCUCCAUCCCUGAAGCCCAGGCGCGCUGCCUCCAUCCCCGAAGCAGAGCUGCCUCCAUCCCCGGAGCCCGGGCGCGCUGAGCAGUCGCGCCCGGGCUUCGGGUAGCUCUCCGCAAGCCGCAGGAGCCCUCCCACAGCUUGCGGAGAGCAGCCUGUUCUGGGGGCUGGGGUCGGGGGAAGCUCGGGCUUCCCCCGCCCCAGCCCCGCGCCUGGGGGGGGGGAAAUAAUUUUUUUUCUUUAUUUCCCCCCCAAAAAACUAGGUGCGCCCUAUGGCCCUUGCGCCCUAUGGGGCAAAAAAUACGGUAGUUAUGUUUAUUUGUUGGUUUCUAAGUGGCAUGAAGCACUUUUAUUUGCAGUUUUGCACACUGCCCUAGAAUCCUUUAUUGGAGCGCUGCUAAGAAGUAACUUAAAUAAAUAAUAUAAAAACAAAUUCUGCUGCUUUCUUGUCAUACCAAGAAGUUUUCAGAGCCUGUGAAGUUUACAGAAUGCCAAGGAUUGAAGAUUUAAGUUGACUUGGUGCAUGUGCAUAUACAUAAUCUUUUAGGGCAGGGGUGGCCAACACUGUGAUCUACUCACAGAAUGGCAGUGAUCUACCCCCUUUUUUGGAAAGGAGAAAAGCACCACUCACCAACGGAUUGCUGGGGAAACAAACAGCCUCACUGAGUAAACUCCGUCUUCCAUUCUCCAAAUCGUUCAACAAUGGGGGGCAGGGCGAGGGGGGCGGGGCCGGAUUCUAUUUUACCAAUGCUAAAGAAAGGGACCCAGCACUCCACCAUGAUCUAACAAAACCUCCCAGGGAUCUAACAGUAGAUCGUGAUCGACCUGUUGGACAUCCCUGCUUUAGGGAAAAGGAAGUAUGCCAGUAUUUUGAAAGGCAUCCUUUAUGUCCUUAACUCCCAGCUGUCUGAUACUUACUGAGAUGGAAUACCGAUAAUUUCUAAAUGAACAAAUGAGUUGUUGUCUUUCGUUAGAAUCAUGUGUAAGCAUUGCCAUUUUUCAAAUGAGUAACACUUUUUUCUUUAAGCUUUAAAAAAAAUAAAGGACUGAGCUUGCGCUUCAGCAUGGUUUUUAAGUAUUGUGUUUAUGAACUGUAACUGUUAAUUCUGGGCUUGGAGUAAAGAAUGACUGUGGAAGGCAAACACAUAGGCCUCACUAUGGUAAUGUAGUGAAUGGGAUGGAGCUGUUUAAAUAGUAUCUUUCAUUUUUAAAAAAUUCAUUUCAUUUUAUCUUUUUUAUUAUUAUUCUGGAUUACGAUUGUCAGAAUGAUAAAAGGCCAGAAACAAAGUAUAGCGUAAGUUAACAUAUUUUAUGGUUGUAGUUUCUAACUCCCUAUACCCUAACUUUGACUUUUUCAUACUUAAGUGUAAAAUGUUCUGCAAAGCAUAACCAUAGGCUAUGCUUGUUUUGUUCAAAAGCUGCAUUUCAUUUUAGUUUCCAUUUAUCUCCUGCUUACUGCUGUUUAACCAAUAAUGUUUAUAUAUAAUUCCUAGUAUACCGCUGACAUGAAGCUGCCACUUGCAAAUCACUGUUCUGCAAAAUAUGCUGCUUACAUUAGAAUAUGCAAACGACUGGCUAUUUGGGAUGCAUGGAGUUCCACAAAUAAACUGGCCUAAGCACAUGAAAAGUUUUGAACAUUUUUCUUCAAAUGAACAUCUUUUGAACAUCCUUUAAAGCAGCAGCCAUCCCCAACCUGAUACCCUCUGGGUGUUGAUAGAAUAUAACCCCCCAGUUUGCAGCCAGCAUGGCCAGUGGCCAGAGAUGAUGUGACUUUUAGUCCCAAACAUCCAGUGUAGCUUCAAGAGGAGCCAGGUUUGAUUCCUUUUUACUUGAUUUAUAAAGCACAUUAUAAAAUGCUAAAUUCAUCAGCAGACCAUAAAAUGAUAAAUUCAACAACAGACUAAAAUAAUAAUUUCUAAAACAGUAUUUGUUUUAGAUAUGACAUGCAAUUCAGCAAAGCAAUAGGACCUUGAGCAAAAAAAACCUCAGCUUCCACCAAAGGCCUGAGUCAACAGAUGUGUCUUAAGUAGAUGCCCCAAGCCUAGAAGUUUUGAAGCCACUGGUGUCUCCAAGAGCAGAGAAUUGCACAAUCUACUGUACAUCAUCACACAGCAAGCUGCACCUAAUGAUAGGACAACUAGAAAGGCCCACCAACAAUCUCUAUGUUUGCACUUUUUAAAAACAUGAAAACCAAGACCAACACUUGCAAACCAAAGGAAGCAUGCCUAACUCAUUGUGCAGUGGAUUGGGGCCAUACUUGCGAGGAGUGUUAAAGACCUCCCUAUCCGCCAAGCUAUGUUCGUGAUCCAAACUGGGGCCCCUGCACUGGCAAUGUGUGGGAAAGAAAGAACCACCUACACAUACAAGCACAGCUACAUAUCUUAACAUAAUGUGUAGUUUAACUCUGAGUGGUGCAUCCAAUAAAUCGGCAUUCGCCAAACCGAUGCCCUCCAAAGGUUUUAGAUUACAACCUCCAUAAAUUGGAAAAGGUUCCUACUAAUCGAAGACACUGGGCAUUCCUUUUGUAAAUGCUGUGUCCUUUUCUAAGAGAUCACUCUCUGUUUAAGGUGUAUCAAGAAUGAGGAACCUGCAGCCCUCAGUGCUGUUGGGCUGCAGCCCAGCAGCCAUCAGCCUUGGCCAUGCUAGUUGGGGCUGGUUGAUGGUAAGGGUGUCCAAGGACAUCAGAAAGGCCUGAGGUUCCCCAUUCCUGAUGCGUAUGGUGAGAUCUUGUUUCUGUGGUAUAUUACAGGUCCCAUAAAGAGCACUCAUAAGUAAGAUGGCUUUGUUUUUGUUUUUUGAAAUACUGUCACAGAGUUGGAGAGUGUGGAGGACUAGAUGCUACUGAGUUGCCAAAGGAGGAACAGAUGGAUUGGGAGAUGGGGGUAAAAGAUGGAAGAGCUAUGGUGGACUCUUUCUUGGGGAGCUAACCAAUAAAACACACACACACACACACACACACAGACACAGAAGGAAGGACAGAGCCUCUGGCUCCAGGAUAUUUGAAUCCUCUGAAUUUCUGUCCCCCCCUAUAUACUUUUAUACUGCCAUUUCACAGGGUUUAGGUUGUGUUCUUGUUUUAAUGAUACAUUAUCUGUUUUAGACUGUACACCGCUUAGAUAUUUUUGAAAUAAUAAUCAGUAUAGAAAGGCAUUUGAAUAACUAUAAGGAAAGGACUGUCCUUUUUUUCUGGGAGGGGGAGAGAAGAGGGAGAAAACACAGAUGAGGAAGAAGAGUGCAAGAGACAAGUGCUGGCCCAAAGGGUGAGAUUUUUGGUCUCCACCAUCCUGACUCCUGCAAAUAAGCGUUGGUGUCAAAAGAGUUGCUUCCAGCUGCCACCUGAGUGGCAAGAACUCCAGGAGCAGAAUGAGGCCAAAUAGAGGAAAUCAGGUGCAGGACCUCUGUGGUGAUGCAGCCCCUCAGAGCCUUAAGUUUGGGGAAGUGGGUUGUGUUAAGGAGCCCAGGAUGAUGUGUGCCAUUGAAUGGGAAACUGUUCUCUAGCUGGCUAACCACCUUUGUUAUAACAAACACUAAUGGGAAGCAGUGUUAGAAACUGAGAUAUGAAAGCUAGGAGCUAAAUGACACCUUAAGCCUAGGUUAUGGGCACAACAACGGAAUGUCUAGGCGCGCUUUUUUAUAACAAGAAUACAAAGCUGAAAAUGAAUGAACUGCAGCUAAAAUAAUAUGUUCAUUUUUCACAUGGUCUAGUCCUUCCCCUGCCCACUCCCCUAAGAGGGUCUCUUCUCCAGUCUUCAGAAAGUAGCUGGAAGUGGGGAGGGAGAAAAAGGUCCUCCUUUCCUUCCACUCUGCAGUUUUAAUCUGAAAUUUUAGGCACAGUACGGCGCCUAAACAGAUCACGCUAAUGAAAUUCCCUGUUGCAAAAUGCGCCUAGAACAAUGGGAGUUUCUAACACAGAUGGGAAUUGCUUCUUCUGUAUCCCAAAGGAAGGAAAUUGAGCCUUAAAACCUAGAGCUACUUCUGUCUAAUCCAGAUGUCACAGACGGACUAUCUAAUCUAGCCUCUGCCCCACUCACCUCCCCCCACUGCUGAUCAAGCUAUGCAAUUAAUAUUCCAGCCUUAUCUGCUCACAGAAGAAUUGUGUGACUUUGGAAGUGUGCUAGCUGUAGGGAGCUCUAAGCACCGUGCACGAGUCAAAGCUUUCCUUGUCAGGAGCCUCUGCAGGGAAUGAAUGGCAUUGUAAAUGGCCUUGUCUAGCCUGAGACUUUUUUCCGGUCUCAGUAAAAAAUGCUCUGAAUGCAUUAAUGCGAAGAAAACCUACAUGCUUCUAGUCUUUGUCUUUAUCCCUUUGCGAGCAUAAUUUGUUGAAUGGAUCGCUCCGAAUGCAUCUAAUAUGCACAUGAUUUGCUGCCUCUGUGGAGGGGCUGAGAGGAAGGCAAAGUGUACGUGUUUGACAGGUCUGUGUAACACAAGCACACAGUGCACUGCUGAACGUAGCAAUUAAACAUGCUGCUUGUCUUGUCCAUGGGAGGGAGGAAAGCGACACGUUCAGACGGUUCCGCUUUGCUCUUGGAGGAAACUGAUUAUUAUUAACAUCGCUAUCCUCCAGCGGCAUCUUUAAGGAAUGAAAAGAGCAAUAUUGGGACAAAUUUGUGCACACAGAGGAAAAAAAAUGAUUUAUUUUUUAUGUGUCUGUCUUCGCUACUUCCUUUGAUUGUUCUAAAACCUUUUCUUCUAGAUCCCACCACAGCCACGCCGUGCAGCUCCCGUUACUCCGCCACCGCCAGAGAAAUACAAAAACACACAGAUGGCUGCCUCUGUUAAAAGUAAGAAAAAAACUUUUUGCAGCUGUAUGACACUGAGGAUCAGAUGCAUUGCUCAACUAACUUAUUUGGUUGUCAACUAUUAGGAAUGUGGAAAACUUGCUUAUAGUAUGUCAGGCUGUUGGUCCGUCAAGCUCACUAUUGUCUACAUCACGGUGGGGAUCCUCUGAGUCACAGGCCUGGUUAGGCCCACCAGGCCUCCCCGUUUGAACUGUCAGAUCGUUUUGGCCAAGCCACAUCCACCGGCCCUAUAAACAUCUGGGGUAGGGUGGGUAACGUACCGCUGAGCUACUUCCGGCUGUGUGUGUUCCACAAGAUGGAAAGGAGUAUAUUAUGGAUAAGAGUUUAUUCCAAAUGUUUUGCUUUUGUAUCUUUUGCCAUGGAACUUAGAAGAAGGCUUGCAGUCCUAGAACGAUUUUUCCCAGUUGUUCUAAAACCUUCUAGCAGAAAGCUUUCCAGACUUCUCAUGUUGGUGACACACUUUUUAGACAUGCAUCAUUUCGCAACACAGUAAUUCAGUUUUACUAGCAAACCGGAGGUUAAGCUAACCCCUUUCCAACCCUGGAAGCAACGUGGGGAACUUUUGCGUGACACACCUACACACUGUAGCUGACACGCUAACGUGUCGUGGCACACAAUUUGGAAAGCUCUGUUCCAGCACGAUUUCAGCUAGUUGAGAACUUCAGGCUGUUCCCGUAUGAUUUUUUUUACAAAACCACCAGUCCUAUGACUUAAAGCUAUUAUCAUGGGAAGAUUUGCAUGAGUAAGCACACAAUAUAAACAUGCGUAUUUUAGAAAGCUCAGGAAUGGAUUGGUGUAUGUUUGUGUCCUUUGUGGCUAGAUUUAGGUAUUCCAGAAACUGCUGGAAUCUUUCAUCAGAGAGAUACAUGUGCCUAGGGCUCCCACCUUAAGAAUUUUGGUUCUGGUAGUAACUUGGAGAGAGAACUUAAGAGAUUGAUGAUAAAUAGCUUCAUGGGAACCACCACCCCUCCUUCUUCCUUUCUAGUCAGUUUCAGAUGAGCUGGAAGUGGCAGUGGUUGGUCUUUCCCAAAGGACGUGGCAGUAUUUGAAUGACAGGCAUGCCUCUGUGCUGCUAGUUGCUUUGGCUAAGGUGCAUAAGCACUUCUUGUUGUUCUUUGGAGUACUGCAACCAAGUGUACUGAGAAUCCCAGCUUUCCCCUGGCCAAGAUGUGAUAAUUCCAUAGAUCACCAGGGGGAGCCCACUAAUAAUGCAAUGAUGAAGGGCUCAAUUAAGAACGAGCUUUCUGGGAACAAUCCAUCCUGCUCUUUGUUCGGAGCUGAACAUUGUAGAAGCGGUGCUCUCGGGAACCAUAUUCUUUCAGCUUUUACCAGGAGGGUGUGUCAGUUAUGCAACUGCUGGCUGUCAAUGAUGUAUGUUCAUUAAAUCUGAAAUGCCCAGUGUUGUUGAGAACAAAGCAGAUAAUUCUCCGGUGCUAUACUUUUUUAGAAAAUGGAUUAUCCAAAGGGUCAACCUUACUCAACGGGAACUAUUUUCUUCAGGAAUGCCCAGUGCAGACAUAAAACAUAGCCAUGGUUAGAACCAAUCAGCAUUUGUUGCUUUAACCCUGGUUAAGGUUCCUAAGCUAAGUGUUGCCCCUUUAAGUCACCAGUGAGACCCACCUGUCACCUUGUAAUCAGAAACGUUUGAGUGUCGGAGGCUGAGCCUAAGUCAUAGACCAGGGUUGCUCAUUCUGGAUUUCAGUCAGUCCUGACUACUGCUAACCAAAGUUAUAAUAGCUGUACACACAGCCUCUUUGCCCCUGCUUCCCUCUUCCUUUCAUGCACAUAGUAAAACAAACCAGGAAAUUGCAGUUAAUCAAAGCUUCCCCUUAUGUCUGAAAUGGGCAACUGUGGUUAAUGCCUUCCAAACAAGUCGGGGAACUAGAGGUGAAUUUUAAACCAUAGAUCCAUAUCUGGCUUGCUUCUAAGCCAUUAGUUUGGGCAUGUUACCAUCGGCUUUCUGCCUGCUUCCCCUGCUUAUGCAAAGGGAGGAGUGAAGAAGGAGCAAAAGGGCCUUUUUAGGUGCAUAUGUAGAUUCAAGCUGAACUAUUCCAGCUGAACUAUUUAAAAAUUUAAAAGAUGAUGCUGUUAAGGUGCUACACUCAAUAUGCCAGCAAGUUUGGAAAACUCAGCAUUGGCCAGAAGAUUGGAGAAGAUCAGUCUACAUCCCAAUCCCAAAGAAGGGCAGUGCCAAAGAAUGCUUUAACUACCGCACAGUUGCACUCAUUUCACACGCUAGCAAGGUUAUGCUUAAAAUUCUACAAGGAAGGCUCAAGCAGUAUGUGGACCGAGAACUCCCAGAAGUGCAAGCUGGAUUUAGAAGAGGCAGAGGAACCAGAGACCAAACUGCAAACAUGCGCUGGAUUAUGGAGAAAGCAAGAGAGUUCCAGAAAGACAUCUACUUCUGCUUCAUUGACUAUGCAAAAGCCUUUGACUGUGUCGACCACGGCAAACUAUGGCAAGUUCUUAAAGAAAUGGGAGUGCCUGAUCACCUCAUCUGUCUCCUGAGAAAUCUUUAUGUGGGACAAGAAGCUACAGUUAGAACUGGAUAUGGGACAACUGAUUGGUUCAAAAUUGGGAAAGGAGUACGACAAGGCUGUAUUUUGUCUCCCUGCUUAUUUAAUUUAUAUGCAGAAUUCAUCAUGCGAAAGGCUGGGCUGGAUGAAUCCCUAGCCGGAAUUAAGAUUGCCGGAAGAAAUAUCAACAACCUCAGAUAUGCAGAUGACACAACCUUGAUGGCAGAAAGUGAGGAGGAAUUAAAGAACCUUUUAAUGAGGGUGAAAGAGGAGAGCGCAAAAUAUGGUCUGAAGCUCAAUAUAAAAAAAACGAAGAUCAUGGCCACUGGUCCCAUCACCUCCUGGCAAAUAGAAGAGGAAGAAAUGGAGGCAGUGAGAGAUUUUACUUUCUUGGGCUCCAUGAUCACUGCAGAUGGUGACAGCAGCCACGAAAUUAAAAGACGCCUGCUUCUUGGGAGAAGGGCAAUGACAGGCCUAGACAGCAUCUUGAGAAGUAGAGACAUCACCUUGCCAACAAAGGUCCGUAUAGUUAAAGCCAUGGUUUUCCCAGUAGUGAUGUAUGGAAGUGAGAGCUGGACCAUAAAGAAGGCUGAUAGCCGAAGAAUUGAUGCUUUUGAAUUAUGGUGCAGGAGGAGACUCUUGAGAGUCCCAUGGACUGCAAGAAGAUCAAACCUAUCCAUUCUUAAGGAAAUCAGCCCUGAGUGCUCACUGGAAGGACAGAUCGUGAAGCUGAGGCUCCAAUACUUUGGCCACCUCAUGAGAAGAGAAGACUCUCUGGAAAAGACCCUGAUGUUGGGAAAGAUGGAGGGCACAAGGAGAAGGGGGUGACAGAGGACGAGAUGGUUGGAUAGUGUUUUCGAGGUUACCAGCAUGAGUUUGACCAAACUGCGGGAGGCAGUGGAGGACAGAGGUGCCUGGUGUUCUCUGGUCCAUGGGGUCACGAAGAGUUGGACACGACUAAACAACAACAACAAAUAGAUUCAAGCUGAAAUUUUCAAUAACAAUAACUCCAACACAUCUAGAAUCAAGAGCACUAGGAAGAAACUGUGUCCAAAUUUUUUUUGUCUGUUUCCUCUUCAGAGAUAGAUAGCUAAAAAUCCAAAAAAGUUGGAAGGAACCAUGAACCUUACUAAACUAGGCACAUAGUGAGGCAAAUACAACAAAAGCAACUCAUAUCGCUUAUAAAACCAAACAGAAGGCUUGAGGUGUGACGGUCAAAGUAUUGGAUUGCGUGUAGGUACUAAUAAUUUGCUUAGUACCAGAUUGAGCACAUACAAUGAGUUUCAUUAUUUAAAGUUUAAUCAUGCUGGAUUAUUAGGUGCAAAGGAAUUAUGCUAGAUCAGCCCUAGUCACCCAGGGGAAAUUUAUACUCUGUUGAAGCAACCAGGCAAAUGAUAGCAUUGGAAACUUGGUGUAAGGAAAACAAACAUUGGUUAAGCAUUAUGACUUAGGCCAAAAAGAAUAAAGUAUAGUAUUUAAACUUGUGCGUUACUUGAGUCCUACUGGUCUUUGACCGUAAUAAAUUAUCUGAAUCUGAGUCCUACUCUGUAUAGAAAAGAGAUCAGUAGGUAUAGAGGUUGCCAAUGUUUCUUUAAAAUAAAUAAAGUAAAGUAAAUAUUCUGGAGCCAGAUCCUGCUAGGCAUGUGUGCUGAGUACAAGGCAAUGAGAGCGUGUUAGUGAUUCAUUAGCAAUUUAAAAAAUCUUUUUGGGAAUUGAGAAUAAAUCUGUUCCCCUUUGGUUUUUAAGAGUGGUGGGUAACAUAAGGGUGAUACAGUUAAUCAAGAAUUAGAAUCAGCGUUGUUGCCAUUUGAAAGUACUGCUUAUUUCCUUUUACAGAUAAGAUUCUCAAGUUGUUCAUCUAUGUCACUAUUUACUAUAUAUACUCUUCCUUGUCUUAGCAAUGAAAGACUGACUGUGGGGUAUAUAGUAGCCUAUUUUGGGAAGAUAAGGAAUAAAACUUUGUACGGAAAUGCAGGCAGAAUCUUAAACAAGACAUUCCAGCAGUUGGACUGUUCGUACAUAUAUGCUUGAUUUGCCUUGAGUAUUCGGGUUUGUGAAGGUAUGAGUUUACUGCCGCAAAAAUAGCAUGGUACUCAGAAAGCCUUAACCAGCAAGAUUGCUGAAGAAAAUAAAUUACACAAAUCUAAUAAAUUUAUUUAUUUAUUUUACUUAUUAGGUACAAACCAUUCCUAUUAUCUGUAAAAGUUGCAACUUCUUUCCACUUCUUAACAACGCCAGCCAUGCAAGAGCGAAUCGUAAUAUAAUGCAAGGUUUUUUUGUUACUGAAAACCAAAGGGCAUCCAGAAAUUCCAUGCAGGAGGAAGAUCUCUGACCAAUUUUAGGAUAAACCUUGUGAACCAACAUCCCAUUGUGUUAACCAACAAGCUAAAGGUCAGGCAUGCAGAACUUUUUGGCCUGGAGGGCCAGAUCUUUAUCUCCACCCCACGGGCCAGUUUUGUCAGGCGGAUGGGACCACAUACUGGUCAGUCAUAUUACAAUAUAAUGAUGCCAGGUGAUUGACACCUGUCUAAACACAGUGUUCUUCAUAGUGCUUUCCAGAAGAAGAAGAAGAGUUUGGAUUUGAUAUCCCGCUUUAUCAUUACCCGAAGGAGUCUCAAAGUGGCUAACAUUCUCCUUUUCCUUCCUCCCUCACAACAAACACUCUGUGAGGUGAGUGGGACUGAGAGACUUCAAAGAAGUGUGACUAGCCCAAGGUCACCCAGCAGCUGCAUGUGGAGGAGCGGAGACGCGAACCCGGUUCCCCAGAUUACGAGACUACCACUCUUAACCGCUACACCACACUGGCAUCCAACAUUUCCAAGCAUCCAACAUCCAACUGAUUGUUGGGCACUUCUGAAAUGCUGCGUGAAGCACUUUGUAAGCCAUGCACAUGGUGACUGUCAGCCAGCCAGCAGGGCCAGCAAAGCCCAUCAGUCAACAUCCUAUGACUUCACUUAACGUCCUAUGACUUCAGGCGUAUGUUAGGUGGGCAUGGCUUACCUGAUAUAGCCUUGUGGACCCUGGCAGGCUAAGUUUUGCCCAUGAGCCACAAGUGUUAUAGAGGGGUGGCGGUCAGUACCUUUUAGCCAAUGAUCUCUGUUGUUGACUUCUGUACAUAGUACAUUCUCUGUACUAUUCUCUGUACACUGGUGCUUGAAAGUAGCUGCAGAAGGGAAAAGGGGGAUGCUUCAGCAAUGGGCAGUUUUCCUCUUGUAAUUUGAAAUAUGUAAGAAACAUUAUUCAAAAGUAAUAGCCGUAUGCUUAAAAAUGAAAGAGAAAAAAAAGUGCAUCUAUUCCUGCGGGGAAAAUCUCUUCCACCCGCAGAUUAAUGCUUUUUAAUAAAAACACUGGGAUCUUUGAAGAAAAUUCAUGUCUGCAGAGCAGCUUUUUCUCCCUUGUUGGAAAGAGGUUAGUGAUCAGGAAUACUCAAGGGAGAGUUAAUACAAUUUUGCUUUGAGAUAAGUGAACCAGGAAGGCUAGUUAAACUACUUUGGAAGCAUGCACAAUGAGCUUCUUAACGGACUCUGCUGUUGCAGUUUGUUUUUUCCCCUCCUUUCCUUUGAUGCUGUUGCUAAGACAUUUUAAUCGUUGCCUUUCAGACGCAGUUGAAAUCACCUCUCGGUCAGUUUCUAGUGCCUCCUCUGUAAGCACAACUUCGCUGGAUACCUUGUACACUGGCUCGACAGAGUCUGCUCUCCCGACUGCUACUCCCAGCCCCAGCAACACCCCUCCCCCUGUUCCCAGCAGAAGUGCCCACACGAUGGCAUCGCACAGCUUGGAUAUUAGCCCGCCAGGGCAAAGAAAGCAUGGGAGUGCAAGCAAAUCACCCCAGACCAAGAGGGCUGCCCCACAAGUGCCCGUGCAAGCAGGGGCUUCAGGUGCAAAUGACGAGAAGACCGUACAAGCCAAGGAGACUGUGCCAGUUGCUCCUGCGGAGGCAGAGGAAUUUGACUCCCUUCGCCCGGAAGAUAAAAAGUCAGCUGAUCUAGAGGAUGCAGAUCAUGAAUCACCGAGCCUAGUAGUAUCUGUGCCAAAGACAAUAGGCGCCGAAUUGAUUGAACUUGUCCGCAGGAACACGAAUCUCAGCUAUGAGCUCUCCCGGGUUGCCAUUGGUGUAGUAAUUGGCCAUAUCCAAACUUCUGUUCCUGCCACUAAUAGCAUCAUGGAGCAGAUUCUCAUCUCAUUGGUGGAAAGCAAGGUAGGAAAAUACAUAGCUUGAAAAGCAUUUUCUGUGGCUUGCUGGCUGAUGAACUUUGUUUUUAGAAGGCAUGGGGUUUUUUUGGUGGGCAGGCAGUGACAUGAGUUGGGAGCUCAAGUACUUAGGUGACUGAGGCAGCGUGGAUCAUAUUCUGUCCAGCAUAAGAGUGGACAUAUCCCCUUGAGGUUAUGUCGGCUCCUUUAGAGAUGGUUGAACUUCAGACUAGCAGGGUGUCCUUGAUUUUUUUGUUCCAGAAUCCCAAGAUCCACCAAUCACAGCCAGGUGCAAAAUACACUGAAUAAGAAUUAAAUAAUUUUGAGCCCAGAAAUUUGAUUCCAGAACCAGAGCUGAAUUGAGGUCACAGUCCUUUCAGACAAGAAUCUGCUCCUAACUACCCCUGUCCCCUGGUGUGUCAGAAGAAUAAUUUGUGGCCGGGAAGGGGGUGUUGUUACUGUUAAACAAUUGGGAGUCAAUAAUCCUUGCCAAUCUGCUUCAAAUUACCCAGCUCUACCAGUAUAUCCUGCUUUCUGCCCUUCCUUCUCUAUGGUGUUUUUGUCACCUCAGAAAGUAGCAGAAUGCAUGCUCGGUUACUGGGCUUUAUUUAUGAAGAGAUGGUAGAAUUACUGAAUACUUCAUAUGCCAGAAGAGCAACAGAAUAAAAAGGGAAUGGGAUCAUGCGGUCUUGUUGACAUCCUUAUUGGUAAACAAUACACUGGCAACAUAGGGUUAGGCAUACAGAGAAAGAACUGCAUAAAUCUGGCCUGCAUAGUUUGGAACCCUAAAUCGGAGAUGAUUUAGGCAGCAACUUAAUGACCCUGGUUGGUAUAGACUGAGUUAGUGUUAUAAAAGUAACAGUUGUCUAUAAGGGGAAAAAAUAAUACAGAAUCUGCAAAGAGGUGGGAGAACCAUAAGCAACAUUGGUUCAUUGCGAGGUCCUGUUCAGAUUAUUUUAUCCAAAACCACAUUUCCCCCCCUAAAUUAAGAGUUCUAGAGAUAAUGCUGUUACACUGCUUUGCGUUCAUAUGGCCCCAAAAGUCAAAUCCUUUGGUCUUGGUCAACCUGGGAUACAAUGUUUUCUUUUUCUUUUUCUUUUAUUUAUAUAUAAACUAGUUUUGUUUCUAUCCUGCUACAUCUUUUAUUUACCAGUGUAUGGUCUGAGGUCACUGCCUUGCUGAAGCUAAGCAGGCCUGGAUCUGGUCAGUGCCUGGAUGGGUGUCCGCCUGGGAACCAUGUGUAAAAAUUAGUGUAAAAUAAUCAAGUAACAUCCCAGCAACAUUAUCACAGGACAGAAACAGCAUCAAGAGCAUUGCCAUAAAAAGUGUGUUUGGAGAGGGCUCUUGAUUUCCUGGCUCAGUGCGCUCAGUGACAUGGAAAGCCAGAUCUCCCACAGCUAUGAAUUACAUGAUGUGAGCACUGAUUAUGAGAAGGUCUGAUCCGUGUCCUCUACACCUCACAGGUAGAUGGAUGCUUAACACAGAUUCCGAUGGGUGCAGCAUGUAGGGCCAGGUUUAUGCUUUGUUCACAGUUUCCAAUUCCCUCUUUAACUCACCAAGUGGCAUCUUCAAGCCACUUGAGCUAUGCUGGAACUGCUCGUUCCCCCAACAUUAAAUUGCGCACUCUUGCCACUGACUCCAUAGUCUGUCUGGCUAACUGGCUUUAAGUGGAAAAAUAUUAAAUUCAGUUCCUUUCUGUUGUGUGGUAGUGGAGAAGGAAACUUCCUACUGACCUCUAAUAGGAAAGCUUUAUUGAUGCUGGCAAGAUUACAAAAGGGUUUAGCGAGGCAUACAGUUAUGGAAAACUGUUUUGCUCAAAAUUCAGAUCAAAUCGUAAUCCACUUAGCUGUCCAUAGUGAACACAAUCGCUAGAUGCAGCAGCGGAACUUCACAUUUCUGGGAUCAUGUGACCCACUGGGUAAUCAAGAUAAUUGCUUUUUAACUUGAUAAAGAUGGCGUAUCAAUACUCAGCCUCAAUUCAGCAGAAACCUAUAAGCAAUUUCCUGCUGCAGCCUUUUCUCCCUGCACCCUGUCUACAAUUUGGCUUAGACUGUUGGUUUCUGUUCCUGUUCUAUGGCUCAAAGGAAACACCUACAAUACUUUGAGCUGACCGUAUCCUGAUAAAACACUAACAAAACUAAUUUUUAAUUGAAGACUGGAAAUGUGUGGAGUCUGUGCACCAACUUCUUGUGUAAGCAUAAUUUUAAAGGGCUGUAUCCAAUGCUACUGCUACUCAGAGUUGCUCCAUUGAAAUUAAUGGGCAUGACUAGCUUAGGUCUCUUAAUUUCAGUGGGUCAACUCUAAGUAGGACUAGCACUGGAUCCAACCCCAGAUGUGCAACCUCUCUUGUCACUUUUUCCCUACUCAGAAAAACAAGACCGUGGUUUUUCCCCCAUUGGGCAGCGUAUGGCAAAAAAUUAUCAAUAUUAUUAAUUCCAUUUCUGUACCGCUUUAUAUUUUAAAGAAAAUUUUCAAAAGUGUUUUAGAACACAUUAAAUAAUCAAAUAAAACAAUCCAAAAUAAAACAUUACUGAAGAAAGUCAAAUAUAAAGUAUACAGUCAAAGCAACAGGGCAGCCAAGAGUGUCUACGAACCCAGGCAAUUUCCUUAAUACUUUAGUGGAAGUGAAGAAACCACCAAAAUCUUAAAAACAGAGCUAAACCACAAUCCUAGAAGUAUUGUUCUGAGUUUGAGGGGCAGCAUGUAACAGUAUUACUUCAUGAUUCAUCUCAAGGUCAACCCCAUCCCAAUUACCUUUUUUUUAGCUGACUAUAAAAACCUAAUUGCAUAGUGUUUGGGUGAGCUAAUUCAGCACUUAUUAUAAAAUAAAACCUACAAGCAUGAAAUUGUUGACAAGGGAAGCCAUGUGUAUGAAGGUAAUGCAUAAAAAUUAUUCGGGGCCAGCAACAAAUUUAAAAAACCAAAUUAAAAUUGCGAUGAUAAAAUGUUGGGGCAAACAAAGCCUUAGAGCCCACAUAUUUUCACAGUUGCUCUGAAGCGCUUUCCCCACCUUUUAACAGUCCACUUUAUUUCCCUCCCAUCUCCCAUCCACAGGGUUUCCACUGUGAACCAAGCCGUUAAUGGACUUGAACGAGAUUAAUCUAUUAGCAAAGCUCUCUAAUCUGACUAACUUCUUGACAUAUCAUGCGCCUCCUUAAUGCGAUUUCAUCACUAACUCCAUUUCUUUCACUCGCACUGCUAGGGUCAGGUCUGCUCUUAUUAAGUAACUAGCAGCUAUUACUGCUGUAUAGCCACCCCAUACAUUUCCAGGAACCAGACUAUGCCUUACAAAAGCCAACUUAAAUGAUUUACACUACAGUAUUUGUAAGAUGUGCCUUAAGCUCAUCUGUGUUUGUCAUUCUGCAUUUGGAGGGCAAAAUUAUACGCGGGAAACAUCCAAUCGCAAUCUUUUCCGCUGAAGAGAACAUGAUUAUUUUGGGAAAGUUCCCUCUGCUGCUAUCUCGCCUCCACUGCUAACAGAUGGAAUGGCAAUUCUACUGUGCGAAUGUGGCUGCACUUCUGCAAAAGCUGCUCUGCUCCUUUCCCCCUAAGUCCUGGCUAGCCGUUCUAGAGAGCCAGUGGCACUCUCAAAAAACAUGUAAGCAAUAUUUUUAGGGGCGGGGGUUGUUUUUUUUUGAAUGGGUGUGCACAAUCAUCUCCCCAGAGCCCUAAAUAAAUAAAUAAAUAAAGGUAUCAUUGUACAUUACUCCGUUGAUGACUGUGUGAUAAAUCCCUGUACUAACCUAUGCUUAAUGCAAGAGAUGGGGCUGCCAUCUCAACAGCACAUCCUAGGAGACUCCAGCCCAGAUUAACAGUGCCGAGUGAGACAGACACUUAAUUCAAUUUACUGAGCCUCUCUCUAGGGUAGAGCCUUUGGAAACUUAGUGUUUCAUUUAGGAGCAAGCUCAGCUCCCUGGCUGAGUGUGUAGUAAUUACAGGGUGUUUCCUUCCUCCUUCUUCUGGAGUUAUAAUCCUCUUACAGAGAAGGCUAUUUUACAGCGCAAUGGAGGCAAGUGCUUACAGAUGUUCAGCAGCACCGGACAGCAAGAGGAGUUUUUUUGGCUUCUCCUAUUGCAAUAAUUAUGCUUCCCCCACUUUGCCUGUCAGGUAUUCCCAUCGUCAUCUGUAGGCCAGUCACUCAAGCACUCCUUCCACAGAGUUAUUGGGCUGCAAGAUAUGCUUUGGUGACUGCAGUCAAGGGACUUAAGGCGCAGCCAGGUUUCCUGAUCCCAGAAGGAUCCCAAUGUUUGUCUUGUAAAACUGGAAGUGCUGAACAGCACCGGACACCAAGCUGGGUUUCUUUUAUUUAUAUAUAAGCUUACAUUUAUUUCUAUCCUUGUGUGUGAAUCCCCACACAGUUACUUCUGCUCCAAAUGUAGUAACUUUCCCCGUACAACUAGUGAUGGCUGUCCAAUUCCAGUACUUGUUUCAGCUCUGGAUCUGGCUCUCCCAUAUUUAUAGGAGGAGGCAAUAUCAUGAAGCAUUUUCAAUUGAAGACCCCAUAGUAAUGCAAUGGGCAUAGGCCCCAGCCAAGAAAAAGCAAAUCCCGUAGCUGCUUAUAGAUCAAACCAAACCCCUACAAGAGGAUGUUUGGAGCUAUUUAGUCUAGGGAGAAUUUUUUAAAAAAAUGAGUAAGUGGGGAUGCUAUGGAAGUUCACAAAAUUACACAUGGUGCAGAGAAAGCACUGUCACAGAUGAGUUGUGAAUGCUAGCAAAGAUAAGAAUCCGGGAAUCCAGCCAUAUUUACAGAGAUUUAAUGGUUACUUCAAAGUAUUUACAAGAGUUCAAAGAACGAUACCAUCACGAUGAGUCAGUUGCCUCGACUGGCUCUUUCCGUUUCUUCCCCCAGCUGAUCCACCUCCUAAGCCCAACCCCCCUUCUUCCUCUGCUACAAGAGUGGCUGGGCCCCGGAAAUGACUCCCCCCUCUCAGAUUCAUUGACUCCCGACAGCCCUUUGUCUCCUUCCUCGUCCGAGGAGGAGCAACUGCUAAUUAAAGGCACAGGAUCUCUGUAAGUGCCCAUUCUCUCCCCCUUCUCCCCCUUCUCUGCCUCCAAUUCCCUGACAAGCACACUGGGUGAUUUUUUUCUCUCCUCUCCUGUCAUAAUAGUAGAACCCAAAAAGCCAUCCAAUGAAGCUAAACGGUGGGAGAUUAAGAACAGACAAAAGGAAAUACACAGUGCAUCUUUACGCAGUGCAUAGUUAAACUAUGGAAUUUGAAGUCCAAAGAUGGCCAACAUUGAAAGAGGAUUAGUCAAAUUCCUGUAGGAUAAGGCCUAUAAUGACCAUUAUUCAUUCAUGAUGGCUAUAGAUUACAUUGAGUGUCAGAAAAUCAGUACCUCUGGGUACCAGUUUUUGGAGAUUAUGAGCAGGAGAGUGCUGCUUCCCUCACCCCCUGCUUGUAGGCUUCCUGCACAGACAUUUGGUUGGCCGCUGCGGAAGCAGAAUGCUAAACUUGAUAGGCCUCUGGUCUGAUCCAGAAGGGCUGCUUUUUAAAUCUUAUGGAUGAAUGCAUGUUUGCCACACUUGGAUAUUAAACAAAAUGUGCAGAGGGCAUGUGUGCAGGGGCACUGAAGUUACCACAGGAGCAGCUUACACAGUGUGCGAGUGGGCCUUCAGCAGCCUGUCAUUAUGAGGAUGUAUGUUCUCUUACUUUGCCCAAAUGGGCAAUAUGUUAAAAGGCAAUUUAGAGAAAUAAGUGGAAACCCAAAGCUCAAGGGAAAGCUAGCCUCUACUGACAUUUUAAAAAGAAGUCUCUCCUACAUCAAAGGAGGCCUGAAUUACACCUUUGGCUAGAUUCUCUCCAUUCCUGCCUUAUUUAGGUAUAUGAGAGUACCUGAGAGGUACAAGUUCCUUCUUUUUGAAAUUGCUUCCACUAUAGAAUAAGUGCAAGGACACCCUGGCAGACUAUGCGCAACAUCAGAGGUAUGAGUAUAUUUCUUUUCCCUUGAUCCUUGUAUUGCAUGAACACAGCAGCAAGGCAGACCUGAAUGAAAAAUACCACAAGCAAUUCAUCCUUCAAAAGAGCACAUUGGGAAUAAGUCUGUGGUAAUGGAUUCUAAAAUUGAUUUAGUAAAGCAGUGCUUUGACUUUUAAUUUAAAGUAGGAGGACAGAAGAAAGGAUACAACUAAUUAAAGAAUGUAAUAUGAAGCCUGAAAAAAGGUUGAGAGAUUUAGUAUAGAGCAGCAGGAAGCUUUAAUCAAUGAUGAUCUCUUAUUCCAUUUGGGAGGAAAAAAUUCUUAGAAAAUCUUUCAGCUCCCUCCUCCAAUUCUCACUUUCCCCAGAAAAGUUGUUUGAGAAAGAAGCACUUAACUUCAUGCUGAAGCACUGCUGUCCAUACACACUUCAUGAGUUUGUAAAAAAACAUCCUCACAUUCUCAGAAACACUACUUAUACUCAAAAAGCUUUCUUAUACUCAAAACUUAGUCAAGCACCAUUUUAGCUUGAGGCACCCUGAUGGGCUGGACAGAGGUUCCUUGAAGGAAAGACCCUCAAGACAGGGAAUUGCCCCCACCCCCAAUAGCACAGGGACCAUGCUGCUUUGAGGCAGUCCCUUGGGGCUGGGAACAAUGUCUCAGUGUUGUAAACCUGUGAGGCCACUGCCUCAUCACUAUGCCCAGUGUUCAAAACUCCCAUUGUUCUAGGCGCAUUUUGUGACGGGCAGUUUCAUUAGCGCAAGCAGUUGCUGAGCUCAGGGCGCCGUACUGCGCCUAAGAUUUCAGAAUACAACUGCAGAGUGGAAGGAAAGGAGGACCUUUUUCUGCCUGCCCACUUCCAGCUACUCUCUGAAGACUGGAGAAGAGACCCUCUUAAGAAUAUUAGGGGGUGGACAGGGGAAGGACUAGACCAUGUGGAAAAUGAACAUGAUAUUUUGGCUGCAGUUCAUUCAUUUUCAACUUUGUAUUUUUGUUAUAAAAAAGUGCGUCUAGACAUUCUGUUGUUGUGCCCUUAGCUUAGGUUUAAGGUACCAUUUAGCUCCUAGCUUUCAUAUCUCAGUUUCUAACACUAUGCUGCUCCCACACUGCUGUUGACUAGUCUAGAGGUCAUCUUAUAUGACACAUUAGUUAAGCCCUAUCUUGCUGAUUACAGAACAAAGUUAGUUAUUGCACUAAGCAAAUAGCUGACUUGGAUCUUGAAGUUAUUAUAGUUCCGUGAUAAGUUACAUCAACCCAACUUUCAAUCCAUAUACACCCAGGGCACACACAGUGGCUCUUCAGGAGGAAGGACUGGAUAUAAAUUUAAUAAAUGCACAAGUAACAUAGUGGAACUGCUAUUAUGGCUGCCCAGCAUGGAUAGAGGGGAAACAGUUUUGAAUAUGCAGCUGCCCAAAUACACUGACCUUUGACUUCUUUAUCAUCAUGGAGAGUCUGGUCAUGAUGCCUCAAAAUAACAGUGUAAAACUAGGGUCUAACUUGUCUUCCAACGACACAGCUUAUUUGCGCACCUUUGCUCGCAAACACCUUUUGUUUACACUCUAUCAAUGAAACACUUUAGUUCUGCACUCUUCAGACUACCGACUCUUAAAUAGUCAGCCAACUACAAAUUUAGUUUAUUUCUUACCCAACUGGCAAUAUGGAGAGCAUGGACGUGAAAUACUUUAACUUACUUCUGGAUUAAACUUUUGCUGUUUGGGAACUUGCGUUGGGAACUUGUCUGAUUUGUCUGAUCACAUCCUCAGCAAGGACUGAGCUAGUGGUUCUGCAUGUACCUUAGCAUCAUACAAUGCUUCUCCCCUGGUUUGGGUCAUAUUAUGGUCUGAAUUGAUCUGUUUGUGGAAAAUCCUGUCUCAGACCAUAGGGCUGGAUAAAGACCUCCAGCACUAUAAGUCUAUGUGAAGAUAAAAGCAUAAAGUUUUAUCUUGGUCCUGAACAAAUGUUGCAUGAACCAUCUAUAAGGCUCAGUCAGUGUGGAUGCACAGAACAAGGACUUAUUUAUUGUGGCAUCACUUGUUUGGGGACACUCCUCCAGGAGAAGCCUGGUUUUUGUUUCACCAAGCUUUUGUGGUUUUCAGAGCCUAGUAUCUUUUGUCCUUUUUCCACUCUCCCACCCUCAUCCCAAAUAUAAGGCCUCGGGUUCAAUCUCUGACAUUUCAAGGAACUGCUGGGCAUUCCUCCCAUCUGAAACUGCUGAACUACAGCUAGCCACUGUAGUAGGGUCAGCAUUCAGCUAAGUGAACUAAUGGUCUGACAGUAUAAGGCGGCUUCCAAUUUCCUUCCUUGCAAAUUGCUUAGAUACUGAGAGAUGACAUUUCAAGGUGCUGAUGGCAAAUUCUAGGGCAUGUUUUGCAUGGAAAUCAGGCCUCUAGAGAAAUCAUCUUGCUCAGUUCCAACCAUGUGUUAUCCUUUCUACAUGAAUUACUUUUCAAAGAUCUCCCCCAUCCACACUGCAAAUUAGCCAGCUAAGGAACUCUUGGAUGUAUCUAAGCAACUGCCCCUGUAUGGUUUUUGUUGUUGUGGGUGGUGGGGAGGCACCCAAAAAAAAAAACAUUAGCAUGAUCCUUUACCUAUUCCCAAUAUAGUACCAGUAGCGCUCCGUCUAAGGAAGGGAAAGAAAGGGUUGGAGAAAUCUGAUAGAGUUAACGGUACUUCUGUUCUCACAGUGUUGAUUUAAAAUGAGGUUGAAUGAACAGUGUGAUGGGAGAUGGAGAUCCUUACCAUCUUAACUCUAAAAUGAUGCAAGGCUCUUUUAGUUGGGUUCCUAGGGCUAUGAUUUUCAUCACAUUUUGCAAGCACAUAGCGUCACUUUCAUGCCUUGUGAGAAAAUGAAAGUUGCACAAAUAGGGAGAAAUAGAUUUCUAAUCUUCAAGAGAAUCACAGUUGCUUUAUACACCCCCUCUGCCAAUGUGAAUUCAUUUGUUUAAUCAGGUUAAUGGCAUAGUUGGCAGGUGCAAAAACCCAACAGUUGUAAGAUUCCCAAACUGCCUCCUUCCUUACAGAUAUGAUUGUGCCCAAUGAGCUGUAUUGUGUUGACACUUCUGCUCCCCAGGUUAUACACAUCUUUGAGGAAUAUCGUUUUCUGUGUACCAGCUGAAUUAACUAAUUGUUCAAGCUGUUUGCCAUCCAUUUCCCAGGACACUGAGCGGAACAGACAUUUCAGUUUUCAGAGUACUAAUUCAUGCUUAUGACUGAGGGUAUUCUCAUAAGUGAUACUAACCCCAUUCAACCUCUUGUGGCCAGUUCAAAUAAAACCUUUAUUAUUAUGGCCAAUGACCAUUAAGAAACCAGGGUAAGAAACAAAUAGAAGACAUUAUCCGGAUGUGGAAUAAAAUAAAGUAAUAUAAGUCCCUUGUGGCAUUUAUGGAUGCCUGUACAUGAUUUGCAAAUGGCAGUUCAUUGAAGGCCUUCACUUGGAAGGUGCACUUACCUUAGCCAUUUAAAUCUCAGUUGAAAAUUAAAUUAUAGUUGAAAACAAGUGCUUUUCCAGUAAGUGCUCACUGUUAAAGCGAUGUGUAUUAUUUUUGUUGCAGGAUCUUUGUUCAGGACUGCCUUCUGGUCAGAUCUGCCAUGACGAACAGAGGCUAAAGGUUAUAUUUGCAGAUCUGGCCCGCCAUAAAGAUGAUGCCCAGCAACGCAGCUGGGCCCUCUAUGAAGAUGAAAAUGUCAUUUGCUGUUACUUGGAGGAACUGCUUCGUAUUCUGGUAAUUUCCUGCUCUGGCUUUUGCAUGGCUGGAGACUUGGUUACUUUCUCAGAAUUCUGUUCAGCAGAAAUGUAAAAUUUGAUUUAUGUAUUAUUUAUUGAAUUUAUACCCCCACGUAUCCUCCCGGAGGAGCCCCGAGUAGCAAUCAAGAGAGGGUAACUUAGAGCUUUCCAAACUUUUCAUGUUGGUGACACACUUUUUAGACAUGCAUCAUUUUGCGACACAGUAAUUCAGCUUUACCCAUUAAACUAACCCCUUUCCAGCCCCAAGAGGAGCACGGGGAAGCGUUCGCUUAACACAACUACACACUGCAGCCAACACACUAACGUUGCGACAGUUUGGAAAGCUCUAGUGUAACUUUUUAGCUGGGGUGGGGGAUGAAAAAAAAUGAUACAGAUGCAUUUCUGUUAUAUAUGUGGCAUGAUAACCUUGUCUUGAUCCAUAUCUCUCUUGAGAGGCCAUCAUGUGUACGAACAUGAAUGUGAACUGAAAUGUGAAAUUGCCUAAUGUUGCUUGUUUUUAGAGUGAACUUCAAUAGCGUUUCUAAAGUAAGGAGUCUGCAGGUGGGAAUUUACAUUAAAAGGCCGCCUCUUUCAGAAGAGGCAUCUAUUAGCAAGCGGGAAAGAAGUCCAAAACAACUUAUACAUCUCAUAUUUGGUGCAUUUUAGUGAAUGUUCAUUGUUUAAGGAUGUGAUUGGCUCGAGGGGGUCCUUUUCCUCUUCCAGGACUGAAAUUAAAUUGGAAAUUUGGGGGUUUUUUUGGGGGGGAAACCCUUAUAAACUAUUUUAUCUUCCAGAAUGAGAGAUAUAUUACUUUAUAGGUAGCAGCAUGCUCUUGUUUCAGCAGCUUGCAUAGUUCUCUGGAAUUAUAUAUGGGUUUUUUUGUUUGGACCAUACAUCUGUAGACUGUUUUUGCUUCAGGACAGAGACUUGUUUUGGUACUGAAUAUAACUUUAGUUUGCAUUAUAUUAGUUUAUGUUUGGGGAAUGGAAAGAUUGCGGUUUGGGACAGAUCUGCAGGUUCAUCUUGCAUGGCUAUUGUCAGAAACAACCCAUUCUUGGUUCACUGGGAAACUGAUUUUUCCAUCCACAUUUCCAGACCGAUGCGGAUCCUGAAGUCUGCAAGAAGAUGUGCAAGAAGAAUGACUUCGAAUCGGUUAUGUCCCUUGUUACAUAUUAUCAAAUGGUAUGAGGCUGCAGUCAAUAUUUUUUGUUUCCAGAUAAUGGUAGAGGAUGUUUUAUCCCACGUUGAUGGCCUUUCAGCUGAUUCCCUGGUGGGCCACUGGAAUGCAGAGUUAACCAGGGCUAUCGACUGUCUGGCUCCAAAGUGCCCUCUCCGAUUUCAUGGAGCCCGGACAGCCCCGUGGUUUUCCCCAGAGCUGAGGGUGAUGAAACAGUCGUUGAGACGGCUAGAGCGCCAGUGGUGGAAAACUCACUCUGAAUCUGACCAGACACGGGUGUAGAGCUCCAGAGUGGCUGAGAAAACCCAGCCAGAUGGGCGGGGUAUAAAUAAAUUAUUAUUAUUAUUCUUGUUGUUGUUGUUAUCAUCAUCAUCACAGCUGCAUGUAGGGGGCACACUGUUUUCAUGUAAUCCUUGUUCACAAAUCAAAACUGAUGGAGAGUUUUUGGGGACAGGAGUAAGUGAAAAUGUGAACACAAGUUUACAACAUUGUUGUCAAGAACCUUAACCUCCUCCUGGCAUUCUCGGUUCCAGGAAUAUUUCUAAUUGGUUUGUCUAGCCUGUGAAUAGUGAACCUUUAGCCAUCCGGGUGCUGUUGGAGUCCAACUCCCAUCUGGCCAGUGGUUAGAGAUAAUGGAUGUUGUAGUCUGGCAACAUCUGGUGGGGGGCACAGUUUGCUCAUGCAUGGGCUUGCCAGUUAAAUCAGGCAACUAUGAAGGCUGUAGUAUUCCACACUACGAUCAAGUAGCCAAACAGUAAGAGCAAAGGAAGAAUAUGAGCAUGCUGAGUGUGAGCUUAACACUGUAAAUCUAGAGAGCGUAAGCUGUAAAUGAACCCAUAACAAAGGACUGCUUAUUUCCAAAGUUUAUUUGUGGCAUCAGGAAAAGUGUGCCUGAAAACAAGCCUUAUAUCUGGGUCAUGGACACAUCUCUGCUAGCGGCUUGGAAGAUAAAUCUAGCUGCCCCUUAUAAAAACACACAAAGGCACUCCACUCAGGAACAGAGGUAGCAGCUUUGCUGUCAUCGAGAGGAAGGAUUUCUGAGAAUGCCUUGGGAACAUUGGCAGGCUGUUCCUGCUCUUCUCUUAAUUGAUGCACAUCUGUGCAUUCAUAAACAGCUUUGGGUAGGAAAUUAGGUUAUGAAGAUACUUCUCUGGGACAAAGGAAGGAGAUCAAGUAUGCGGAGGAACAUGUAGGUGUUUCUCUUUAGUGCCUGCAAGAAUGCUUCUUUGCUCCAUCCCUUUCCGAGGGCUCGCUGUUACAGCCAUCUGUCCUAGAUAAUCCACUCUCCUAUGCUUGUCAUAAUUAAUUCAUUUUAUUUUAAACAUGUUUUUAUUUUUAAAAAAUCCAACGUAUGGAAAGUAGGGGGAGGUCUGUAGUUUACUGCUGGAGCAUCUUAUUUGCAUGCAGAAGGUUCCUGGUUCAAUGCCCAGCAUCAUCAGGUAGGGCUGGGAGAUGGAGAUAUUCCUGUCUAAAACCCCAGACAGCCGCUACCAGUCAUUGUGGUUGUGUCUGAACUAGAUCGACCAACGAUAUGACUUGGUACGAGGCAUGUUCCUGUGUGGUGAGAGUUGCCAUUGUGACAGAUAGUCAACUUGUAUGGGUCAGAAAUUAGUUUUACAAGUGUAAUGUUUCCUUUCUGUGAUGAAAUAUCUGAAAGGAUCUUCACACACAAAAAGAAAUUAUAGAGGAGUUGGAGUUAUUUAUUAGUGGAUAAUUCAUCUGUUCCCAGUUGUAUCAAUUAGGAGACUCUCUCUUGAGGAGUAAGCUUACUUUCCUCUAAUCCCAAACAAUACUUGGAUUGCACUCUAUCACAAAACUUGUGUGAUGCUACAAAUAGACACAGAAGGCAAAUUGGAAGGUGGUAAUAAGUGGGUCUGCCUCAAGUAGGAAGAGGUUUUCUGGCACUGUCUUGUAGUGCGCGGAGCUGGUUCAACAAGCCAGGAAGUCUAGGUUAACUGUCAUUUCUCUGUACAUCCAGUCCAGGAAACUGUGGUUAAUAACUCCCAAACAAUCUGUAGCCUCAUAUCUGGCUUGUUUAGAAGUCAAUAACCAUGGUUUCCAGGUUUAUUGAUUAUCUUAUUCAUAAAGAACUAGGCAAGAAACACUAAUGGUGAAAUCUGGUUCGCCACCAUUUUGCAUACCGUGAAAGGCCAGCUUCCAUGUGAACUCACUAACUUGAAACUGUUCCAGUGAAGAUAAAUGUACUCGCUUUGCUGAGCUCAGUUCUUAAACUAAAUACUUAACCUCGGUGAGUACUGAUAACAACCAGGAAGUAUUUGCCUGGCAUUUUGUCAUUUAAAAUUUGUCGUUUAAAACUUUUUAGGAGCACAGAGUGCCAUUACGGCUACUGCUUCUGAAGUGUUUUGGAGCAAUGUGCAACUUGGAUGCUGCUAUUAUCUCUGCUCUGGUGAAUUCGGUCCUGCCAAUGGAGCUAGCUCGAGACAUGCAGACUCAUACCCAAGGUAAGGCAAGCUUAUAAAAUGGCUCUUGCUACAUCUCUGCUGCUUGUCAUGGAGAUCUUGAGGUGGUAUUAUUAUUAUUAUUAUUAUUACUACUACUACUACUACUGCUGCUACUACUACUACUACUACUACCUACCCACCCAUCUGGGCAGCUUGUGAGGUAUUGUGGGGUUAUGAAGAUUGGGCAUCCAAAAUAAUUGUUACAGGUAUUUGGACAUCAGUCUAAUCCACCAUUGCAAGAUUCUAUGAGAUGGGUGUUAGUAGGAAAUUAAGACUGAUGGGCACAGUGGAGUUUUGCCACCAAGUUGAAGCAGAUAAGGGCUGAGGCUGGACUAUAAACAGGAAGAGAAGAGAGUGAGGGAAAGUAGAUCAGAAAGUACAUUCUCUUACCCUUAUCCUUGAUCAAUUGCCUGGCAUUUCUUCCAUCUUCUACAUCCUUGGAAAUCCUGUUGCAAGCUGAGGAAGUAGCUCACAAUAACCAAAGAGAGAGUGCUUGAGUUUUAGUUUGGGUUUUGCAAGCAUCUCCCGGGUAGCUGAGUGAGUAGUAAGGUGCUGGUCUAUGUGUUUUGAGUUUACUGGCCUCCUUCUAAAUGAUCAUUCAAGUAGCUUCUGUUUCCAUUUCCCCAGCUAAACUCUUCAAAUCUUGCUCAUUCUGAAUUGUUAUGAAUUUGGGCCCCUGGGAUUGUAGUUGAAUGUUCCGUUUUCAGUAUUUGGCUUCACUAGCAUUUCAUUUAAGUGACUGCAUGUCUCCCAGGUAAAUCUUCAAGUGGCUCAGAAGUUGGCUUGGGUGAGUUUGGAGACCAUUGAUAAAGGUUCUAUGAUGGAAAGUGUGUGUAAAUCUUGGGGAAGGGUGGCCUUGUUUAUUUCUGAUUUAGAUAUGAGGGAAGAGCAAUAGCAUGGAUAUGGCUGGGGGGGGGGUGAACUUGCCUGGUUCAGGCAGUUUAAAAAGGGCUGGUAGAUCUUGAUCUCGUGGGUGACCUCGUGUGAAGCCAUGUCUUUGAAAGCAAAGUUUUGCAGAAGAAAAAGAUUGGAAGUGCUUUCAUUAGACAGAGAACAUUUUUUAUUAACUAGGUUUAGCAGAGCCAGCUACUUCUGCUCUUCGAUAUGCAUAAAAUAUGCAGCAGGCUGAAUAAAUUAAUUCUGCAGUUUGUUUAUUGCUGCCAAGUGCCGAUUUAAAUCUCUUGGCUUUCUAUCUGUUCCAUGGCUUUGAUGGGCAAUGCAUACAUAUCUCGGAGAAAGAAGCCCAUGGUGUCUUUCUGGUGGGCUGUAUCUUGUUUCCUUUCACCUUUUUAUAUUCAGCUGCUGAACAUGGAAUAGUUAAAAAAAAGAGUUGCUGUCUUUGGCCUCGCGUGUUGUCACCUGUUGCCAUAUAGUACACUGGCAAAAGAGUGGGAGUUUUAUUGAGAUUUAAUGGGCUAUUUGAUUUUUUAAAAAAUCAGUUAAGUAUCCCUUAAAAAUUAUCUGGCUUAGUAUCACAUACACACACAUGUGCUGCAACAGACUGCCACCAUGGGAACUAGUUUAAUUAGAACUCUGAAACUAAUGCAAGCACAAAUGAUAAAGUCUAGACCCUUAAUCUUUUAAAACUGAAUCCAUAAUCCACUAUCAAACGUGGCAUUAACAGCCUGCUUUUCUAUACAAAUGAAUAACCCUUUGAAGGUAAGCAUUAUAAAUGAUCAUUAUAUGACUACCCAUAUUUGCAUCCCAUCCUUUGACUGAGCUCAGGGUAGUGAGCUACCUGUACAGGUGAAUUACCUCACUUUAUCCUCAUAGCAUACUAGUGAGAGGUUAGACAGAUGGUGUUAGCUGUGUAAGCUUAACUCUGAUCUUCCCAGUCCAAGUUCAGCGCUAACCUUUGCACCCCACUGCCUCCUGCGAUACAAUCCUGUUCAGGUCUGCUCAGUAGUAAGCUCCUCUGAGUUCAAUGGGACUUCCUCUCAUCCAGGUGAGCAUAAGAUUGCAGCUUUACCAGCUCUGGGUGGGAUUCAGCUGCACAACAUACAUCCGCACAAGCAUUUCAGCUUGCCAUAUGGAACAACUCCCCCUUCCUCUGUGUAGCUGUAUACAGUGGAACGUCAGUUGUCGAACGUAAUCCAUUCCGGAAGGCCGUUCAAUUUCCAAAACAUUUGACAACCGAGGCGCAAUGGGUGGGCGGAAGAUUCCAUUGAGAAACGCGUCUCGGAAGCUGUUCGACUUCCAAGGCACAUUCGAAAACGGAAGCAAUUACAUCCAGGUUUUCAGCGUUUGAAAACCGAAACGUUUGGCUUCCGAGAUACACGAAAACCAAGGUUCCACUGUAUCUAAAACGAGGUUUGCUGUCAGACAUCCCAAGGAUUUGGAAGCUUAAUGACUUUAAUCUAGAGUUACGGGUUAGAGGGAACAACCGGACAUUUACUAAAUGGGUGCAAUGUAGCUGUGGUAAUGAGAAACUGUGUUCCAUCUGUCUAGGGUGCAAACAGAUCUGUUCGAUAAGUCCAAACAGAGGCUCACUACACGGUUUCUUUGAAGAACAAAACUUUGAAGAGAAUCCAUUGGCCAUCUUUAAGAAAACCACAGUUCUGUUUUGUUUCAUUUGUCGCAUUCAAAAACCAUUCGAGGGGUACACUCGGGUGCUAAGCAUAGGGUUGAUAUGUACCAGUAAGAUGGCCUUUCCUCAGUGCAAGCAGCAAACAAGAGAGAGGGGAUUAAUUAAAGCCAGCAGAAGCACAAGGUAGGCUAGAGAACAUGAAUGCCCUGCGCUUGAUCGGAUGCAACUCUAAGCCUUGCUGAGCUGCAAGGGGAUGAGAGGGAAUGCCAGGCUGCCGUUAUCUGCAUACAGAUAGCCAAGAUUGUUCAGCCCUGAAGGUAUAAAAAAUUGGACAGUCACACUUAACACAAAUAAAAUGGGAAAACUACAGAGCAGAACUAGCAUGGGGGAGCAGGCGGGCGAUAUGUGUUCUUGAGUGGGUGGGAUGGUGAUCUGGGAGAUGGCAACUGGCUUCUCACGCAACGACCCAGCUAUGCUCUGUGAUACAUUCAUUCAUUCCCUGUGUUGCUGUAAUGCAAAUAUGAUCUGUGCCUGCACUUUAUACUUGUUAUGCUUAUAGAUGUCUGAGCUUUCUCUUUAUCACAGCAGUUUAUUGAUUGUCCACAGUGUCUGAAGUUGUUAGCAUUUUUUAUCUUGGCAUGCAAAAGUCUCUGUAAGGGUGUUUAUUUCUGCUGGUUAAGAUGGCAGUACUUGAAGCUGUAGUUCUCAUUGUUCACUCUAGCGGGAAGCUUGCCUGGAUUUCAAGAUUAGUCCUAGCUUGCUGGCAUCUAAAAAUAAACUUUCGGCUCCAUACAUCACUAAUUUAUAAGUUCGUCUACAGGCAGAUGUUUUUAUUCUAUACUCCGUAUUUCUCACAAAUGGAUUCCUUUUUUCAUCUACUGCUUGGAUAAUUCAGAGUUCAGGUGCCCUUUUAGACCUCUAACUUGUCUUUGCUGGGGGGCUCUGAAAAAGAAGGUCUUUUUUGUCUCCUGUUUCUUCCUUCCUCCUACAAGUCUAUCUUGCCAGAGCUGUGUGGUAGCACCUGCACAACCUGGCCAGCCAAUUUAGCUGUCACCAAAUGUGCAGACCAUGUUCUCCUGGUAGCUGCCCUGGGCUGUUCCUUUGUGAUCUCCCUACAGAUAGUACCUUCCAAUCUUCUAGAGUCAGCCUCUGGCUUUGUGGCCAGUAGUUGCUUACUGGUUAGUAUUAACUAGCUUUUGUGCAAUUGCGCCCUAACAGUUUUGUUUUUCAGUUCUGUGCGCUUCAAAUACAAUACAAAUAAGCUGCUAGGGGAAGAGACCAUAAGGCCAGAUUAUAAAUAUUACAUAUGCUUUUGUUUGACUGAAGCAUCUGCUUCUGGAAAGGUAUUCUGCCCCAUGCCCUCCUGUCACGUUUAUUUUCAGCUUGAGCAUUUUCUAUCCCCACACAGCACAUCUGAGGAGCAUUCAUCUUGCGCACACACUAUUGCUCAUGUGUUAGCAAUGGCAGACCUUGACAGGUAUGUGAUUUUGACAGCCCAAACUAUCCAGCGCUUUCCCUUCAUGUCAGUUACCAGUUCAUUUGAAAUAACACUUCACAAGGAAACAGGACUGAUCACCGAGACAAUGAAAAAGUGGCAAAGGACAGUGAAUACUUUGCCACCGGUCCAUGUCAGCCAUUUCUUUCUUUCCAGGGGCCAUUUUGUGCAACAGUGCUUAGAUGAUUUCUUUUUCUUUUUUUGCUGUUGCUGUCACAAAACUGUAAACAGAUUCUCUCAUGAAAAAUGACCUUGAGUGCUGGAGUGAUAGAGGCUUACUUUGUUGCUUGGAACUUGGGAAUCGAGGCUGAUCUGUCUUCUGAUAGACUGCAGAGCAUCUAAUCCCUUUUGCGGAUGGCAAAGAGCAGAGCAAUCCAUGCCAACUCUCAGGCGGCUGGGGAUUGUUGUCAAGCCAGAAGCAAGCGUUCCAUUGGAUCCUGCCUGGUGCUUAAAGAGGAAUACUGGAGGCUAAAGCUCUCUGCAUGGAUUCUGGAUGCUUUUGAUGAAAUAAUGCUUUCCCCUUGUGCUGAUGCAAGCACCUUGGCUGCCGUCCAACUUUUUCUGCUAGAUGCUUCUUGCCCCUGGACAGCCACUUUCCUGUGGUGCUUCUAGUCUGCAAAUCUUUUCCACAUGGUAUUUUUUGGGGGAAGCUUAUUAUAAGACGCAGCAAGGCAGUAUUAACUAGAACAAUUCUGUUUAUAAUCCACUCCUGUAAUCAACUGUCCCUUGUCAUUGCUACAUAGAGACACAACACUGCUGUCAGUUCUACAUUUUUCUUUUGCUCUCUCCUUUUUUAUGAGCUUCACUUUUCGAGCCCUUCCAAAGUCCUAAUCUUCCUUUGUUGCAUUUGUGGUCCAGAGGAUUAGCUUUGUGGUUAAGUUCAGAAAACAUUCAAGUUGACUCAGAACUCUGGGUAAUGCGGUUUUCAUUUCCUCUGCCCUUCAUAAACUGGCCUCAGCUUUGUGUGUAGUGUCAGUCAUCAGAGGUCCCCCCUGGUGAAUUGCAGUACUGUGUCUUCAAAGUGAAUUGGGUUGAAUCGUGGUUUUUUUAGUCUUCGUAGAGCUACUGGUAACCCUUUCCCCUCCUCCUUUAAUAUGCCCAGGAUAGAAAAGUGACUGGUCACAUUUGCUAAGGACGCACCAUUUUGCCAUGGCUUAAGAGAAAUGCACUAGGUGCUCAGAACAAAUCUUAAGGUUUUGUAUCAAUGAAUUUAGCAUGCACUGAAUAAUUGAAUUAGCUUACAUAUUGCAUUCGGCUUCUAGCAUUCCAGAUAUAUUUCUUACAAAUCUUUAAUUGCCUUAGCUCUUUUCAUUCCUCCGCAAGUAACUGCUACCGGGUACAAUACCAGAGAAGAAGGUAGCAGGGGCCAGUGGCAGCUUGUACAUUGCCACUUACCACUGCUGCCCAGUGCAAAACCUGCUGCAGUGAUGGCUAGAUAUCUUUAGAAAGCCCAUCAGCCCCAAAUAGUUCCUUGCCUAGAAUCCCCAUACACUGGUGGGCAUGCUAUUUGAAUAGCAGAGACCCUAUACAGCAGAGCAUGUUUCAUUGUUCUGCUCUUUCCUUGUUUUAGUUUUAGGGUGCUUUUGAGUUGUUGACAUAUUGUCAGAUCAUGUAUCAUUUCCCCCAGUUUCUUUAUCCUUUCUCUUGGCUAACUGGGGCUUCUGCUCCUUGACUCCUUUCCCAGGCAGCCAAAGGCCUUCUCCCAGGCAGCUGCACCCAUAAACAAAGCUGAUGGUGUCUGGACACGAGAGUUUCCCCUAGAAUGGCACAUUUGCUGGUAAAAUCAAAGAGCGAGGUACCUAUGAAACAUUGGCGCUCCCUAACCUGUUCUGGAGCUUCAGGGAAACCUGUGUCCAACCCUGCCACAAAUUCUUAUGUUCAUCUGCCUGACUGGUGGUCACAUCCAGCGGAGGGAGAUGGUUAUGCCAGAUGAAAGUUGGGACCCAUCCGGGAAACAAAACAUGUUGAGAGAGAAAUGGACAAAUCCACACUUUCGAAGUCCAAGUACUUUCCUGCUAAUCGUCACAUAGAGUACAUAACCCAAGUAUUGGCCUAUACAGAAAUGAGCCAACUUUUACUGGGUUAUUCAUCGCUGCACAUAAUAACUAGGCUGUGUAAACCUCUCCAUGCUUUAAUGAUCUCUUGUAAACAGUGCAGUGCAUAUUUCAUUGUGGCCAUAUGCCCUAUCAUGUGGCGUUUCUUAUUUAAACCCCUACUGGAACAUGCCAACUAAUUAAGAUUCAGGAAAGGCAGUGGCUGUGAUUCUGUGGAGCGCUCAUGUAUAGAUGCUGCCAGUGAAAAUUGUGCUAUACUAGCAGGCUGCAGGACAGGUUGAUGCAUGAGGUACAAAUGUGCACUGGAAAGGAAGCGAAAACGCACACCUGGAAUAGUCUGAAUCUCAGGUGACUUGUAGCCAAACUAUUGCUGAUUUAUGGGAAAGAAAUGUGUUCUACAGGAACGGCUGUAAAAAACAACAACACCAAACCAAAUUACAACAUAUGUGAGAUCUUGAAAUAUUAUUUGUGGUAGGGGAAGCUGUUUAACCCAGUUUUAUUAUAUUUUUUAAAUUGUCCUUCUUUUCUUUCACGUAGGAGCUCAACACAAUUAACAGCAAAGCAAACAAACUAAUCCACAUACAAAGGGCAGAAUUUAAUGUGUGAGCAAAUUUCCAAUCGUGCCCAGUACCUCCCCUUUCCCUCUUCCCCCUUGCAGCCCCCCCCCCCCACUAUCCCAAAAUCUGUUCCAGAGGCUCCCCAUACCUUUUGGAGAAGACUCUGAGGUCAGUGGAAGGCUCUGGGAAGUGGGGAGAAGAGCGGUGAAAUUCCUCUGGGCAAGCAGAAGUCUGUCCUUCUCCAGCACAGCAUUUGAUAAUGUGCCGUACCCCCUGUUUUAUUAAAAAGCAAUCAAAUCAGAAUUUAAUACUACAAUAAUACAAUUAGCAGUCAGAGAAAUAGGAGAAGAGGUCCUGUCCCGAUGUGCCUCAGUAACGAGUUAAGACCAGUAAUUUUUAUUAAAUCCAUUUUUCUUUAAAUGUGUGCUCUAAUGCCUUAACCAACCUUGUUUUUCCUUUGAAAAGCAAGUUUAUCCUCCACAGUGAACUUCAUUUGUGUAAAAUUUACUUCCGGUUUGGUCUAGUCAAUUUUACCAAUCUGAAAUGUAUUGGGCAAGAGGUGAUUGGAAUUAGGAAAUAUGAAAGCAGGGACUGAAUAGAUUCUUUCCUCUACUGCCGAUUAUGUUUGUGCUAUUAGAGCCAAUGGAUGGAGGCACCCUUUGCAGUAAGGAGUAAGUCACUACCAUUUUGCUCAACAGCAGGGGUGGCUAAUCUGUGACUCUCAGGUGUUUAUGGGCUACAACUCACAUCGUCCUUUACCAUUAGGUGCUGGUGGGACUUGGAGUCCAACAACAUCUGAAGGGCCACAGAUUUCCCAUCCUUGUCCUGCAGAAAUCAAACUCGGUUGCCUUAACCAGACAGAAUGGAUAUCUGAAAGGUCAGUUAGAAUUAACAUAGAACAAGGAUUGUAGAAAAAAGAAAAACCCAGCAGACGUGGAACUUGGCCCUUGCCUUUUGCAGUGACAUGCUGGUCUUUGGACCAGAUAAAAGGAACCUGUGGACCUCCAGAUCUUGUUCAACUCCAAGUCCCAUCAGCUUUAGCCAGCAUGGUCAGGGGUCGGGGAUGGUGAGAAUUAUAUAGCAACAUUUGGCAGUGGGCAAAUUCCCUAUAUUUAAACUUAACAGUUCUGCAUGAAGCUCUUGCAUACUCCACUUCAAGACUCAAGACUUUGUUGACGGUAUCAAAUAUCGAGAGAAAUGUACCGUAUUGGCCCAAAUAUAAGCCACACUUCCCCCCCCAAAAAAAUAUAUUUCAACUGUGUAAAGUUAAAAUGUGGUUUAAUUUGCGACCUUACAAAAAUUGGCUGUUAUGAUAUCAUUGCUGAAACACAUACAGUAAAACGGAACGGGUGUGAGUGCCAGCAGAAUUUUAAGGGAGCGGCUUAUAUUUGGGUAUUGUCUCCCCCCCCCCUUGAAUUUUAAAGGUGCGGUUUAUAUGCAGUUGCGCAUUAUAUUCAGGCCAAUGCGGUAUCUGUUUAAGAGCUGACACCAUGCCGGAAAUGUAACGCAUAUCUUCUGAUCUGCUGCAUUCAUUGUAUAAUCUAUUUUUCCAUCUUGACUUUUUUCAAUGUGGCAGAAAUUUUGCCUUAGGGAAGAAAAAGAGCAGACCUUCAAGCAAGCCAGCUGCCUUCCUUCAAUGGCUGUUCUAGAUGCCUGCCAUGUUUAGAUUGCAUGAGCAUGUGCCCUGGCGCAGGUGUAACUGAACUCGUGGCUUUCUUUUCCAGACCAUCAGAAGAUGUGCUACUCUGCUUUGGUGCUGGCUAUGAUAUUCUGUAUGGGAGAACCGCUGCCAUAUCAUCACUAUGGUGAGAAAAAGCUCCACCACAGGGGGUGGAUGGCAAGCUGCCACUGAGCAGAGGAUUUCUGCAGCUUUUUUAACCUAUAAUUAAAGAGAGACAGCUUGAUCCGAGAUUGCUCUCCACAGUCUGGGAAACGGCUCACCAAAACGCUUACAGGGAAUAUGAGAACUGGAUGGAGCCCAGAUGAGUGAAAACUUGCUUGGUCUUCCCUUCAGAACUGUGUGUUGAAUUCAGCUUCCCCGAGAUCAGGCAGGGCAUUUGUUGGAGGGCAGCCAUAUCUUUCUUAUUAGCUGAUAAAUUACCCUAAGCCUUCAACUCCGUCCUUCCACAGUCUGUGUCUGUCUGUCUAUUUCAUUUAUACCCCAAGGAGCUCAAAGUAGCAUACAUAGUUCUCCUCCUCAUUUUAUCCUCACAACAACCGUGUGCACUAGGUUAUGAUGAGAGCAGGGGAGACUGGCCCAAGGUCACUCAGUGAGUUUCAUGGCUGAGUGGAAAUUUGAACGCUGGUCUCCCAGAUCCUAGCCAGGCACUCUGACCACAACACCACGCUGGCUCUCAGUAAACCACCCUUUCAGGGCAAACAGCAGGUUGGGAGGAGCAACCUUUCAAGGGAAAAUAUGCAAGAGGAAAGGGGUUAAAUCUCCCUCUCCCAGCACCAUAGUCACCAAUCCUAGUCCCUCUCCCCAAGAGCUGUGUUUAACCAGCAGGUGGGUGGGGCGAGGGCAUAACAGGGAUCCAUACUUGGAUUACCCCUCUUUUAUCAUCUAGUUUGGGUCCUCAGUUAAUGGGAACUGUUUGACCUUGGUGACUGCUUAAUACGAAUACAAUACAAUAUGAUCCAUUUAAUGCACAUCAGAUACAGACUUCCUGUCUUUAUCAAGUUUCAUUUAUUUCAGUGGAUCUACUCUGAUUAGGACUUAAAUACAACUCAAACAAAUAACCCCAGUGUCUCAUUUGCUACUCAUUUGUGAAAUGUAGUGGCUGGACUUACAGCUUUGCUCCACAUACCAGAAAUCACAUCCCCUGUGGAGUCUUUUAAAAAUGACAACAGAACAAAAACAUUUCUAAACAUAUUUUAUUUUGCACAGAGCACCUCAAUUCCCAGUUUGUCCAGUUUCUGUUGGAUGUGAUUGAAGAUGGGUUGCCAUCAGACACCACAGACCAGCUGCCUGACCUGUUCAUUAAUGUUCUUCUGGCUUUUAACCUUCACAUUCCAGGUGAGUAAUAAAAGUUUUCCCAGCUGAGAUGAUGCCAAGGUUUGCAGUGAGCUGUGGAAGAUCUUUCACUGUACUUUGUUUAAGUUGCAAGAAGCCUCUGUCUAGGUUUUGGAAUGGGUAAGAUACAGAUUUAAAUAAGACACUUGGCCAUGCUCUACAGGUGGAAAGGGAGCAGAUUUACAUUUCUGAAAAUAUGAGCUCAGGUAUUAUUAAGGGAGAUUUAAACUGCUUCCGGACUUGCCAGCAAGCUCUCAUUUCUGCACCUCUUCCUUGAGAGGGAACGCUUUCUUGCCAACUUGGUAAACAUGGUUGGCAGUUUUCCCCUUGGAACUUUACACUGACCUAUCAGAGCUCUCCUUUUGCACUGUGAUUAGUAUUUCCAAUUGGCUCAGCAACAUGCACACAUCUUGGCGCAAUUCAAGAUUAAAUCCACAGUCACCUCCUUUCUAGCCAGUUCCAUGGCCAGCUCUUCUAGGGCACUGUCAUUUGAGGUGUCUAGAAAUUUUGCCUCUUUGUCUGAGUCAGAACACACACUUGCCCAGUCUGUGUGAGGCACACUGAAGUCAUGCAUUAUGAUCGUGCUUUCUACGUUGGAUUCUUCCCUGAAGGUAUGUCUUCAGUGCAGAAUUAGUUUGAGGCUGGCACUGCCCCCUAGAAUUAUUCUUUGGAUGAAGUUGUUCCAUUGGAGAGUCCUGGUUUGUUUGGCACUGUGCCCUCUUUGAUGUCCACAGUAUGCCCUUCCCUGUAUCCCCCCACUUCUCUUUCCAUUUGGUUUCCUUUUUGCCCACUACAUCUAUGGCCCCCUUUUAAAAAUGAGCACGCCUAUUCUACUGUCUUGAUUUGGAGGCUUCUAUUGGUAGCAUAUAAAUACCUAUACAUGUUUCCCCCUACACCCUUUAGCUUCCUUGACUGGCUGUAUGCUCAUUGUUUAAUAUUAACCUGUCAGUAUUAACCUGUGGACAAUCAAAAACAGUUUCAUCCUCCCCCCCCCUGCUUUCUCCAAUAGGUAAAGUGUGCAUGUGAGAACUGCAAUUUCAUAGUUGUGCUCCAUGAAAUGUGGAGACUCAAAGCUGGGGUGCUGGGAGGAAAUUCCAGUCUGAGACCUCGUUGUAACAAGUACUGGGUCCUUAGCAAUGCAGUUAACUGGGCAUCUUCCUCCUUUUGGUGAUUGGCAGGUGUUCUGCUUAUCCCUUGCUGUGCCUUGUGAAUUUCAUUAGCUGUAGAAGCAUUGUAGGUUAUUCCUUAUAAUGGUAUUCUGCUGGGCAGCACUUUCUCCAGGAAUACUUGAUCUCCCCUUGUUCCUGCCAGGCUGAGCCUUUUGGGAAGCAGCUUAGCUUAGCCUUGCUGUUGGUGAUUGCAGGCACUUUUUAAUGUAAUUUUUUGAGUGAGCAGUCAUAAGCAGGUCAAAACACACCGUGGUAUCAGGCUGCAUCUUGUUAAUCCUGAAUAUCUUGGCAAAUUAUUACGCUGCCAAGUUCUCAUGGCCUUGCCUUAAUUGCUUUCUGCUUUUGCAUAGGAUGCCUUUCUACCUUGGCUUCAUGAAGUGGAAUGGAUUAAGCAGCUAUAAACACAUCCAGUAAUUUGCCACAUAGUAUUUAAGGGAUAACAUCAUUAAGAUAUGGGUUAUAGUAAAGUGUGUGUGUGUGUGUGUGUGUGUGUGUGUAAAUAAAUAAAUCUGUUGCAUUAUUAAUCACCUAAUAGAAAUGGAUUUAAGUCUAUUUUUUCUUCCUUUUUAUUCAUUACAGUUUUAUUCUUUCAGUGCUGGCUAGUUUGAGUAAUUACACUGUUUCACCUGACGGGCAGAGCAUUUAUAUGAAUUAUUUUGCGCCCACCUGGGGUACAGUGGGAAACUGGAACUUAGUCAAGAACUUAGAAACUACUGCUCAGCCUCUUUUUGGACUGCAUUUCUUUUUGUGUGGAAAAAAGUCUAUGUCUUUCAAGCCACCAGAGUGUGUAAUGCAGAAAAGGCCACAAAUUCUGCUUCUCUGAAACCUGUUCAGUGUGUGUGUGUUGUCUUCGGCAUGACGCUUUCUGAAAUGUUACAGAUAUUUCCCGGCAUGUAGAGGUUCUACCGUUUUCUUCCCUGACACAUCUCUGCCUUUCUGUUGUCUGGCUCUGAUUUGCCCUAAGAGUGCCAACUAGUAGUAGACACAGCAUUCAGUAAGUGCAGAUGGAGGGAGCAGUAAUGGAGGCAAAGACGUCACCAUGGCAAGUUGAGGUCCUUUGCAAAUUGCAAGGGACGGCAAGACAGAAUCAGUUGUCUUCUUCCAUCCUUAUGGGUUUCCCUGCCCACUUCAUAUAUAGCCAUAUUGUAUGGUAGGGGACGCGGGUGGCGCUGUGGGUAAAACCUCAGUGCCUAGGACUUGCCGAUCAUAUGGUCGGCGGUUCAAAUCCCCGCGGUGGGGUGAGCUCCCGUUAUUCGGUCCCAGCUCCUGCCCACCUAGCAGUUUGAAAGCACUCUUAAGUGCAAGUAGAUAAAUAGGGAUCGCUUUCUAGCAGGAAGGUAAACGGCGUUUCCGUGUGCUGCACUGGUGCUGGCUCGCCAGCUGCAGGUUCGUCACGCUGGCCAUGUGACCCGGAAGUAUCUUUGGACGGCGCUGGCUCACGGCCUCUAGAGCGAGAUGAGCGCGCAACCCUAGAGUCGGACACGACUGGCCCGUACGGGCAGGGGUACCUUUUACCUUUACUAUGGUUCUGAAACAAAAACAAAUAAGCCCAAAUUCUUAUUAUAACCAUGUAUCUCUUCCAUCCUUGGCCUUCCAAAGCAACUUGCAGUUGAAAAAGCAUAAAUAAUGAAGAAGAAAAAAAUCAUGUAAAAGUGGCAGCACAAUCUUAAGGAAGAAGAUUCUUUAUUUAAGGAAUAAAGCACAAAAACAUAAAAUAAAAUAGAAAGAAAUCUUUAAAAAUAUUCCUCCCUACACAUGAAUAGUAAUGAGAUUGUUGUUCAUGAAACAAGGGGUGGGAGGUAGCUGGUGCAAAGUCAGGUGAACUCAGACCAAUGGUAGCCCUGAUUGGGCAGAGGCUAUGGCAUCUCAAUGUUGUUGAUUUUUUUAAAAAAAAAUCAUUUGCAUUCAUUUGCUGCCUUCAUUACAAGUUGUUCAGGAUGGGAGUAUGAAACAUACAAAAUUAAACUCAAACCAGACUGUGAAAUACUAGCUUUUUCACAGGGAGGAAGGGAGCUGUUGACUACUUACUCCUGUCUCUUCCUCCUGCACUUCCAUGCCCAUGCUGUGUGAUAGAAUGGCAUCAAUUAUGGAAUGUGCGGAAAUAGCGGUGGGCCUCCACUGCGUGGCAUUGUCUGAGCCUCUUUCUGGCUUCUUCCCAUCCCCUGUGGUGGUGUAGCGUAAGUAAGCUCAAUUUUCUAUAUGGUUGUCUGAAUAAUCUUGGCUUCUUAGUUGAGCAGGUGUAGUUUGCUGACUGGAGAGCAGGGAGUUUCACAUUACCUAGCAAGACAUAUUUCUGCAGCUGAAUUUUGCAGCAUAAACCCUGAUGACUAUUUCAGGAGCAAGCUGUGAGCCCCUGUUUUGAAACAGUGCCUGACGCAGUGACUAGAUGCAAACGCACACAGUAGAAAUGAAGAAGUGUGUAUUGUAUAAGUUAAACAUUUGUUCUAGAAUCUUCGACCAGAUUAUGAAUAUGGGCUUCCGUGGCUUUAAUGCUUGAUAAUGGCUAGUAGCAAAUUCAGUAGUUUCAUGUAUGAAAAUAACAAAAAGCUAUAUUUUUAAAAAAGAAAGUAGAGGUAUUGAUUUUUUCCCCCAGGUGUAUAAAUAAUAAAGAAAACUAAUAAAUGGAGGAUACAGGUGACAGCCCAAAGGUUGCGGAGGGGAUACAUGUAUAAAAUGAAAAUGGCAUUUUUAACGGACAACUACAUUACAACACUGGUUGCAUCAUAACAAGGCUUCAUACAGCAAGGGUUUCUCCAGAUGACAUAUUUCUUGAGCAUUCAUCUUGACACGCUUACCGAAAGUUUAUACAGAGUCAGUUGUUUACUGAACAUUGGUCCUGAUUGGUUUGCGAGGAAGUUAUAUGACAGUGAACAGUCAUUCUGAUUUGCUUGCACCAUGUCUUUGUUACUUCAUUUCAUUUCAUUUGUUCAUUUAUUAAAUAUACUACCCUUCAUCCAAAGAUCUCAGGGCAGUUCACAAGAUAAAAAUACAGGAUCAAAGUGCAAAUAAAUACAGUGCUACAUCAGUUUAAGAACUGCCUGGUUUAAGAACGAUUUGAUUUACAAACUCCCCAAAACCAGAAAUAGUGUCUUGGUUUGAGAACUUUACCUCGGUCUACGAAUGGAAGCCGAACGGUGGAAGGGCACCGGCGGCGGGAGGCCUCAUUAGGGAAAGCGUGUCUCAGUUUAAGAACAGUUUUGGUUUAAAAACGGACUUUCGGAAUGGAUUAAGCUCAUAAACUGAGGUACCACUGUAGUGAGAACAAAAAACAAAACCAUAAGCCACCCCCCAAACACUUUUAAAAGGCCAUAGAAUAUUAAUCAGCUUGACAUCUAGUAUAAUGAGAGAGCGAGAACACCCUUUCCCUAUCUACUUUCUCCACACCAAGCAUAAUUGUAUACACCUCUGUCAUGUCUCCUCUUACCUGCCUUUUCUCUAAACUAAAAUGUCCCUUGCCUCCAUUCCUUUAAUAAUUUUGGCAACCCUUUUUAUUGUGAUCUUGCUUCAGCUCUGCAGUAGCUGUACAUGGCAUUCCCGGUGCAGUCCCACCUUAGGCAACAGCAUUAUGAUAUUGAUAUGUUCGUGUUUGUGAGACCUGAUGGAAGUGGGAUGUGCAUCCGGGUUGAGCGAUCACUGUGGGGUAAACAACACUAGCCCUGUUCAGUCAUUGUGCUUGGUUGCAAGCCUUAAACACAAGCAGAGACAAACAUACAGAGCUCCACCAUUACCCAUGUCGCUAUCCCCAUUGUGGAGGAUGUCUAUGAAGCAGGGAGCCUCCUCUACUAAUAAAAGAUUCCCACACAUUGUAGGCUCCUGAAUAAGUGGUGUUCUCAUUGGCACAGAGACCCUCCACUUAUAGAGAGAGACCCCUACUUUGCAUCGCGACGCUCCAGAAGUUGGGGGUGGGCAGUGGAGAUGUGUCUUCCCCCCAGCUCUACCUAUCACUGAUAGGUAUUGUAACUAAGCCAGUUUUAGGCAGCUGGUCACUUCUAAUAAAGCCUGUUUUAUUUCUUAGUGCCUGAGCAUAAUGUGAUCAUGGUUACCGUGAGCAAGCACCCCAAUGUCAAAACCUUCACAGAAAAGCUGCUUCUUCUCUUGAAUCGUGCGGGUGAGUUUGUCUGCAGGUUUCUAUUACUGUUUCGAGAUAACGGCAGCACUAAUGGCCAAGUAGAUCUGAAGAGUGGCACCUGCCGACAUUGCAGAGGAGGGAUAAUUGGCAAACAGUUUCUAAGCUCCCGUGAAGUUUUCUGCCUUUUAAAGUUUCUAGGCCAGGGGAGUUGGUUCUGCCUCUGUGGUAUAAGGAGAUUGACCUGCUGGAAUGCAGGUAAUUGCUCAGUUAGUGGCAGAACGGCAUGCAGUGACCUUAUCUGGCCAAAGAGCUGUAUUCCAGGUGUGUAGAACUAGACAAAGCGCCGUAUGGAGUGCAGCUCCCCCAACAUCUUAACCAUGGUGUCCUUAGAACUGUAUUUUGGGGAACUGAAUUUUUAAUAGCUGUUUGCAAUCACUUUGGAGUGCCUUGGUUGCGAAGCAGAAUAAAAAUAUAAUAAAUAUUUAGUACAAAGCUCUGUGCAGCUGUUUCUCAGGGAUUUUGAGAUCUGUAUAACCAGGGAAGAUGGUAUUGAAUAAAGGAUCUGGUAGCUGAUGUGAAAUCCUAAUAACCCUUAAAAGCAUGCUUUUUAAAAGCAUGCUUUCUAUCCUUGGUAGUCACUGUAACAAACCCAAGGGACUCCCACCUUUGUUCUGUAUUUUGCUUCUGCUUUUCCCUUCCCUCCUUCAAAAGGAUUUAUGGUUUGACAAACUGGUCUUGCCAUCAGCUUUGGAUCUAUACUGAUUCUCUUUGUGCCCAACCUCCAGUGAUAUUUUGAAACCAGGGUGUGUGAGUGGUUGUGUAUGUCUCAACAACUGGAUUUUCUUCCCCAUUGGCACACUCUGUGAACCAGAAACCUCCAGAGUCUAGCUUCUUAGGGGAUCCUGUUGUGUUUUCUUCCUCUCCCAACCCACCAGCUUUUCAAGUAGCCCACCUAUAGAAUACUUUGCCGGCGCUGAACAUUGUGUUGAGUGUGCUGUAGAGCCUAUUGUAAAGCACUUCAUUAAAGCAGGAAAGCAUAGUUCCCCUACACUCUCUAAUUCCCUAAGUAUUCUACCUAUGCCUGCCUAACAAAGGAUUGUGUGGACUAAUGUAUUUAGGAGCAUGGGGGUCCUGCUUGCUUGUGUGUGUGUUCAGGCUCCCUUUACUUUGUUGAUUUGCUCUUAAAUAACUUCCUGUGUUUCAUGCUUCUACUUUAUCCCUGGUUUAAGCCCUUUUCCAGACUGAAAAUGAUGUUCUUAGCACACUUUUAGCUUUUGAAUCUCCUUGCUUUGGCCUCCUUUCAGAUCCUUAGUUGUUGCUAGAAAGCCUACUCUUGACACCUCACUUUGAGUUUAUUUCUCAAAUGCCAAGACUUAAGCAAGGUUCUCCUUGAUCGCCUCCCUACAGCUACCGUCUUUGUCCCUUGUGCAGGAGUAUAUGUCCUGCACUUACACUUUUUCAUGUACGGAGCUGCAGUGAAGUGGUCCAUGGAAGAAGUGGGUGUCUUAGGGGGUAAGCUAAAUGUUACAGUUGUAUGAUCCAUGUGUCACAAUACAGUUUAUGCCAAUUUUCUAUAAAGAGAGGCGCUGAUAGAGAAUACAAGGCGAGGGUAAUGCACUUGUGGAAAGCUUUCUCUCUCCUCCUAGGGCAGUACUGCAAUGGGGAGGGAAAUCUCUCUGCUCUUCAAGAGACUGGUUUCUUUGCUGCUCAGAAACUAGCUAAGCCUCUCCGUCCACGCACAUUGUGUAUAAAUUGCUUCCUUCGGCUAAAGGGAGCUCGUGUCUAUGCAUGUCACAACAAGCUUCUUUCUCUCUAACUUGUGAUCAGACGACCCCGUGUGCAUCUUCAAGCACCAGCCGCAGCCGCCCCACUCCGUGCUGAAAUUUCUACAGGACAUCUUUGCCAGCAAGGACACGGCAAACAUCUUCUACCACACAGACAUGAUGGUGAUGAUCGACAUAAUUGUGAGGCAGAUUGCAGAUCUCUCUCCCGGAGAAAAGGUACUUACAGAAAGAAAAAGAAAGCCCAUGCCUCCUCUUUGGAAGUUUGAAAAAAGAGAGGCAGAACUGAACAUGAGUGAAGAGGUAGAAGCUUCCUGGUGUGUGUCUGAAUGGAUAGACAGCUCUUCCAGCUUGCAGGCAUUUGCCACACACUUAAAAGCAUAUCUUCGCAUCCAGCAGGGUUAGAAAGAUGCUUUUUUUCAUUUUAAGAAAAAGUAAAGCUCUUAAGAAGCCAAAAGGGACAGCCAGUGCUACAGCUUCUACCUUUUGUCGGUGGGGUUUGUGUACCGGCUCUGAGGCUACACUUGCUGUAUCAUGAAGGUGCAUCUCCUGGUCGUGAUGGAAUGCUAGAAGCACAUUAUGCCAAUGCUCUAGAACUGCAGUCUUCAACCUUUUCAGACCCAGGGCCCAUCUUCAACCCAAACAUGCAUUUGGGGACCCACUGCUUAAGUUUUCAGCCACAUAUUUGUGUGGUGGAAGCACUGCUGUUGUGACUCACCAUAGAUCAGGCCACAGUCCGAUACAGUUGUACCUUGGAAGUUGAACGGAAUUGGUUCCGGAAGUCCGUUCAACUUCCAAAAUGUUCGGAAACCAAAGUGUGGCUUCUGAUUGGCUGCAGGAAGCUCCGUCAGACAUUCGGGUUCCAAAGAACGUUCACAAACCAGAACACUCACUUCCAGAUUUGUGGCAUUCAGGAGCCAAAACGUUCAGCUUGCAAGGCGUUUGGAAUCCAAGGUAUGGCUGUAUUAGGUCCUGAACCACCUGUUGAAGACUAAUGGUCUAGAGUCUGCAUUUGCCUCCUAGGACCAAUUCAAUGUGCUCCUGUUUUGCAAUGAAGUUCUAAUAGGUUUGGGGCACCAAUAUUUUGGCAUCUUUAUUCUGAAAUCGCUUUAAUAUCAUCCUGAUAGCAUUUGUGCUCCAAAAGCUCAAAUGGGCACAAAGGUUGUGUUUUGUUCUAGUCUUUCCAUUGCUGAACUACUUUUUCUAGUGAUUCACUAAAAGCCUGAAUUAUGCAUGCAUAAGAUAUAUUUUUAUAUUUCAUAGUUGCAAAGAACAUCUGUUCUUAAAGCUGUCACCCAUCUCAAACUUUUUCCGAUAGGCUAGACUACAAGACCAAUAAAUAUGCAUGGCUGACAGGAUCUUUUCAGAGGAGGGCUUCUCAGUUUAUUGGGCCUUUGGCUGGUUAAGGUUGGGGAUUUUAGCUGUCUCACUUUUUGGAUUCACACAGUGAGCCUGAAACCUAGAGGGAUGUUUCUCUGAAGCAUUAUCUACCAUCUCCUUUCUCCCCUGUGUAAAGCAAUGAGGCUGUAUAUUCUAGAGUCUGCAUUCUUUCUGGCCAGGGUUAGUUGAGUAAUUGUUCUCAUCCCUGAAGCUGCUUGAAAUGGAAGAGGCACAUCUAGCACUGGGAUGUUGUUUAUUGAGCCACCUGAGUCCGAGUCCAGUUGACUAGUAUUUGAAAGCCAUUCAGCUAAUUCGAUUGGUUGGCUAAAUAGAUUUCCAGAACUCCUCUGAAAGUGAGGGCCCCUACAGACCAAUGGGGAAAACAAAGAUUGCAAGGGAAUCUUUCACCUAUGAGCCUAUUCUAUUUGCAAUUGCUUGUGCUGCAGUCUUGCGCUUGACGAACAGAUUGUUUUCCAAUGUUUGUGUUUCCGCUUGUGUUUAUCUUGCUGCUAAAGCCCUUUUCGAUGUCUUCUGUUCCUGCAGCUGCGAAUGGAAUACUUGUCUCUGAUGCAUUCUAUCAUCCGGUCGACGCCAUACCUGCAGCACAAGCACCGUUACACUGACUUGCAGAGGACCUUGCAGCGCAUCAUGGUGGAAGAGGAGGAGAAUCAGCAGUGCCAGAUGGACAAAAUGAUAAUCCAAGAGAUCUAUAAGGAGUUUCCAGAAAUAUCUCCUGGAGACAGCUAACUGGUGCGGGGAAAGGACUGCUGGGGAUAAGAAUGCCUCUUGUGGUUGUAUCCUUUCCAUCCCUUUUUCCGGUACCACUCAUACCUUAUUGUCCCUUCAGGUGAGCCCUAAGGUUUAAGUGGAGUGCCAUAAGACCCUACAGAAGAAAUGUUCAGCAUUUAUGCAAGUCAGUGGGCAGUUAGCUAAAGUUGAUUGUUGUCUGCCCAUUUCUAAGGGGUGGGGCAAAACAGCUGGAGACAAAAGAGGUGUCUUCACAGAUGGAGUGCUUUGACAAGUCUAGGAGAAUAUCCCUCCCUAGUGACCUUUGCACAGGAGAGAGGGCAGAGGCCUGUGACCUUGAGGGUCUUUGAGCUGCACCUAGGAUCCCAAAGCAAGAGGUCUCUGCUGUCAGCAUCCAUUUCCACCGGCAUUUCUUGUCCUGCCGCUACCCAGUGGAGUAGGCCAGUGUUUGCGGCCAGCUUUUGUAACAUCUCGUCUGCUGUGUCUAGUGCUCAAGUGCUGCAAUCCUAGCCGAGGAAGCUGCUGCUUGCUACUCUCUUAGUCCUGUGUCCAGUGAGCCUUUCAGUCCUUUUUAAACCCCACUGCUUGAUCUCUGGGUUAGAGACCGGCUUAUCUGGGGUCUAAUACAAGUAAGCACCUGCUUCUGUUCCUGUUCUAUGCCGUGGUGUUUGUGCUUAAAUUUCUUGCCCACGGCGGCAGCAGAGAGAUAACGAUGGUCCAGGCAGCAGGAGUUCCUUCGACAGAUCUUCUGCCUGGACUCACUGCUAAGGUGUGUCCUUUUUGAGAGUUGCUGCUUGUCUCCUGCGAUGUACUGGCCUUGUUGCCUCUGGCACUGCACACACAAGGACCAUGUAUCUGUAGAUGGCAGCGCACGCUCUUCUCCCUUCAGCCUGGGGGUGUUUCUUGCCUUGAGCUUAAUAGCAAUUGGUUCUGCCUAGCUUUACCUUUUUAUGUCCUGAAGGCUGCUUAAGCCUGGUAUCUGAUAGCUCUGCUCCUUAAUAUGCACAAAUUGGGAGAGCUCCCUUUUCUUUAUCUAAUUUCUCCAGGUCUCCUGCAAAAUGGAUUUGCCUGCUUUUUUCCUAUUUAGAUCUUUCCGACAGGCUCACAUACUAAUACGGGUCUGUAAUAUCUUAAUAAACAUGCACGCUGCCAAAGCUCUUUGCAGAGUGGGUAAACAAGAGCUUUGCAACCUUCAGUGUAGAAGUAGCUUGAAUUAAAACUGGAAAUAUUUGGAUAACCUCUAAACCUAAUGUGAACCAAAUAAAUUAAGGAAUUGCCUUGGGCCAGGGCAUCUGCUUUGGUAUGAUGUCAGUGCCGGGAGCUUCCAGAAUUGGCCAUCAGGUUUGAGCUGGUGAGCAAAGUGUUAGUUUGGGGGUCACUGUCUGAGACGAGUGAACAGCCCUGUUUUUAAGUGAAAUGUUUAAAAUAAAAACCAUUGUGAACGUUGAAAGGGAUUUGUAUUUUCAUAGAAUCAAAUAAACGUAGUCAAUGGAUAAA